AUGCACCUCAUCUGGACUUUUGCAUGGACGCUGUUAAUCUGUAAGUUCCUUCUAUGUACUUAUGAUUUCGAGAAAAAAAUGUUUUUAGGAGUAAAAGGAGUAUAGGAUAAAUGUGUCGCACCGCUUUAAACUUUGUUGCCUCUUUCUCUGGAUCUGUUUGAUUCAUGUAGCAAACUACAGUGACAUAAUUUCCCUCUUUUUUUGGUUGUUCCGAGCUUUAGUGCUUUCCACUUUUCAUCGCUGUGUUUGUCAUUCUUCACUAAAAGUUAUUCGGUUGUAGUGAGUGAGCGGGUUCUCAAAAAGCAAACAGGAGCACUGUGGAGGUCUGAGGUAACCGGAGGUAAUCUCUGGUAACCAGAAAAGCGCGUGUGGUUUUUGGUCGCCUCCAAGACAAGUGUAGCGACUCCAAAGACCAACCUUAUCGCUUUAGAAGGAAGUUGUGGGUACAAUAGAGGAGACAGGGGUAAGUUGAGCCACCCCCUGAUGCUUGGAAAUGGUAAAAGAAAUUGAUCAUGUGACCAAUAUUAAGGAGAUGGACAUUAAUUCAUGGAGUCUGUGAAGGUUAGAAGCACAUAGGUGAAGAAGUUAGACAUUUAUUAUAUAAAAAAAACGUUUUUCACUCUUGAAAGUGAAUUUAGUUUGUCAUAAGUUUGAUAAGAAUUGUGUUCAGAUCUAAAAAGAUGAUUUAAAAUGAUUUUGUACAUCAAUUGUUGUAUCUAUGAGCUACAACAUGAGGUCAAAAACCUCACAUAAAAGUCCACCAUUUUAGUUUAGAGGACUAAUAAAGUCAUCAUAGUAGUUCUGGGGUAACUGAGAAAGUAAAGGAGUCUGAUGAGAGGAUCAGAGUUUCAGUUCAGAUUGUUGAAAUGUUUUUACUUUUUCUUUUCAAAAAUACAGCUGUGAAUGUUCUGAAUUACUUUAAGACAUUCUCAUGUUAAAAUGUCUUUUUACAAAACAAUUUUUCAGCAGUUAUUUGCAACAAUAAUAAUAAUAAAUGAUUGUACCUGUUGAAUAGCAUAUAAUAGAUAAAAAUACACAUGAAUGUGAAGAAGUGACUGUUAUUUGGGGAGAGAGAAGGUGAGGGAGGGCUGGGGUGGAGAGUGGGGGGUAGUAGGGAUACGGCUCAACUUACCCCAUACAAGGGGUAAGUUGACCAUAGGAGACCACUUUUUUUUUUGCAUGCUAUAUCAUCAAGACAGUUCUGUUUGCACUCAUUCUGUUGGUUUGCAGGGGUGAACAACAUCCUGAAAUAUAUGCAGAUACACGAGUUAGAGAGAAAACUAGGAUUGACUUGAUGAAGUGAUCUGAAAUAUGAAAAAUGGCUCAUCUUACCCCACUCUCCCCUAUCCCUCAAAAGUUUCAAGGACAGACUUGUCACUCUGAAUGUUUCCUACAUGGAUUCAGUCAGCAAUUCACUCGGUUAUAAGUACUGCAUUCACACACACACACACACACACACACACACACACACAUCCUUAAGGCUGAUAUUGAUACUGAUGCUACCAACCCAUCAAUUAACAUGCACUGAACUCUGCACACUUGGGCUUUGCACACGCUGCGCACACACACACAAACACAUUUCACACACAUUAGUUAGAGUAAUCAUGGACUUGAAAUCAGAAGAUUUCUCUUAGACCUUAGUGGACUCAGCUUCUCUUUUUUUACCAUCCUGGUGCCCAAGAGUUGUUGUCUUGUUUUAAUGCAGGAUCUUAAGAACAGUACUGGAUCAGAUGUGUCUACAGGGGGUCCAUGUAGGUCCACAGAGAGAAGAGAAGGCAGGCUCUAGUCCUGAAACCUGUUGCUGAGCUGAGCUGUCCUGAGUCUUUAGGUCUUUUUUUUUCCCGUAGGCUCUAUAUAUCAGGACCUGAAACUUCACAGUCCAGUCUUCUGUGAGGUCUAUACUGGUCCUGGUCCCAGAGACUAGCAAACUUUUGUUUCAAUGAUGUCUGAUAGGGGAACUUUGUUUCAAUACUUGUGUACAAUGGAUGUUACUAAAAACCUGUUGAUGAAGAACAGGGGUUUCCUGCUAAAAAAAAAACAAAAAAAAAACAGGCAGUCUGGAGGUCGUCAUCAUCCUGCCUGAAAGCAGAUCUGAGGUCACUCCAGGUCAUGCAUGCCUCGACAUGAGUCUGAUCCCUGUGGUUUCAGGACGUCCUGCAUGUAAUUUUUUUUUCUUUCUGUGAAUGGCGCUGUAAGCCUGCGGCAGGUUCAAAGCUUAGUUUUUUAGGUGAGCACAGGAGGAUUUAAAUGUCCUUUUCUAUCAUUAUCAAAGAAAUUCCUGUUUUAGGCCUACUUGCCAGUGAGAAACAGCAUUUAUUUGUGUUGUAUCGGUGCCAGUCUCCUUCAAAAUAAAACUCUGAAAGUAAAAUCCAUCAGCAAAAGGUGAAGGUUCAAAAGAUAAGAUUUAUUGUUUGUGAUUAUCAGAGAAGUUUACUUGUUUUACAAGCUGAUUAAAAGGAAAAAAAUAAUCAGAGUAUUUCAGUGUUAAAACUAAAGGAUUACUUCUAGCAAAAUGACAAAGAAGUGACUGUAUUGAUGAACAACAUACUGCUGUAAUAAAAACUUUACAGACUAUUUCUGUGGUUAGAAAACUGCACUACAAAAACAUGAAGUUUAUAUUGAAUAAAAUGUCUUUUUGAAAUCUCUUCAAUUUUGUUUAUAUCAUGACUUACUCAUCCUCAGUUCUUCCUCUUUGUUUUUCUCUUGCAGUGGCUGUCUUGACCUCAGUCGGGGUCUCUUCACCUUUUGGAAGGGAAGAAAUCAAGAACCAAACAGCCGUUGCUGGAAAAGAUCUCACUCUGCCGGCUGGAUCCACCAAGCUACACGGUGAAUUCUCUGUGGUAUGGUCGUUCAGCAACAGCAGUGAGGAAGUGAAGCUCGUUACUUAUGACAGUGGAGAGACCCCAAAGUACUCCCACAAAAAUCUCCACCUGAAUGCGACAACUGGCGCUUUGACCAUCAAGUCAGUCGGGAUUGAAGAUCAGGGAGUUUAUAAUGCAGAAAUCACCAAUGGAGACAACAAAGUGCGCAGAUACACGUAUGAAGUCACUGUCACUGGUGAGUGUUCAAAUCUGCCAAAAUGAGGUGAUGUUGACCUACAGUGCUGAAGACAAGUUGUGUCUGUGAUGCAGAAUAAGUACUGACUUAAAUCUUGUUUUGAACACAGAUCCAUAAAUGUAAAGUGUUUUUGUUCCCUUUAUGAUGAUGAGAGCUGACUUUCUGUUGGUGAAGUAGGGAUAAACAAGAAUACGAUGUUUGUACAAGAUGUUAUUAUUAAUUUUAGAUUUUUUUUUUUUUUUUUUUACUUAUUAAGGAAGUUUAGGAAGUUUGUUUUUUUUCUAAAAAAAUAUUUCAAUGUACAAAAUCAUCUAUUUGUUCUUACAAUUAUUCUACAUCAAAAGUGUUUUUAAAUGAGGACCUAUCUGUUGAAAAACAUAUGUUUUGAUAUAUUUAUGUUGUAUUUUUAGUGGGUUAACUUAAAUGCAACUCUAAAAAGGGUAGGUACAUAGACUGUGUAUGCUAUGGACAACUUGGCUCCGCCUUCCGUCAUUAUAUGGAUUUGAAGCCGAAUUGCUCUCGGUAUUUCCGGGAUUUUCUGCACUUCCUGGAACCCCCACUUGCGCAGUAGCACUGUACGCAUUUGGCGAGAGAGUCGCUGUGAUGAUGCUCGGCUCGAACAGCAUAUCUCCCGGGUGAGCUAUGCAAUCUUUGUACGCCCAUAGGCUGUAUCAAGUGUCAAUCAUAGAAAACAUGAACCCCCUAAUAACUUUGAAAAAUGGAGCUGUACAGAAAAAAAAGGACUUGGGCAAAAACUAGACUUACAAUAACUGCAUGUCAACACUGAGCAGGGGGGAAGAAAAUUUUAUGUUCUGUGUCAUUAAUUUCUAAAGUUGCUGUUUUUGUGUUUAUUUCACAGAGCCUUCACCAGACCCCCCCCAAAUGCAGAGGUCUCACCUGGAAGUCAUCAUCCCUUGUAUCGUUAUCAGCUUCAUUGUCUUCUUACUGCUGCUCUUUUUGGCAUGUCGACAUCAGAAAUCUCAGGUUGGUAAUAAGACUUCUAGGUCAUGCUAGCUGGCCGUGUUCAGUCUACAGACUGUGCUUCAUCUUCAAGUAGGGUACACUGUUAGCCAAGUUAAAGUUGAGCUAAACUAUUUUAUUUACUUCUUAAAAGAGCAAAGGAAACCAACUUCUUUUUUCCCCACUUGUCAUAUUUUAUGAUGAGCUAUAAAUGUCAAUAUCUCAGACCAUUUAUUUACCCGUUAUUUUUUGUGUUGUUUGUUGCCAGAAAGAAAAGCGUAGUCGCCCUGAGCACCAACUGGAGGCAGAGAAUCUGCAUGACAGCGAGGAAGGGGGGGGUCAUGCUGGGUCCCGAGGGUCAAUCAGCACAGGUGUCACCAUCCCAUCAACAGCAGGCUGAUCAUCCUGGGGGGGUUCCUUUUUUUAAGCAGAAAAAGCUGAUAAAUCGAUUCCUGAAACCCUUUUUAAAAUUUUUGUAUUCCAAAUAAUUUAAGGAAGGAAUUUGGGGUCUGGGUGUUUGAUACUAAAUCCUUUCCCCACCAGUGGCCUGCCACCGCCAGUCUUUUUGACCAACUUUGGUCAAAUUUGAAUGUGUAUGUUAUUAUUAAAAGGUAUCAACAAAAAAAUUCAAGUACGUUUUCAUAAGAAGAAACCCAUUUUGUUCCAACUUAUUACAUUUGUUUUUUAUACGUUUUUGAAAACGUGUUUUUUUCAAAAUCAAAAAAAUCCACAUUUCAAAGAGCUAAGAAAAAUGUAUUUUUGUCAUUUCCAAGCAGAGAAUUGAUAGGCUACUUACACUUUUGUACCUAUCUGAUAUGAUAACAUUGACUGCAAGGUCUUAAUACCUUUUUCUGUGAAUUCAUAGAGAUAUCUCGUCAAUGUCGGGAAAAGGGUUAAUAUUGGUUUUUAAAUAUUGCAUAUUUCGGUGCUUUAAAGGGAUAUUCCGGCACAAAAUUAACGUAGGGUCAACACACCAUAACACUGAGUUAGAGACCUCCCCUUGACAGAUGAAUGUUGUGGACUGCCUGCUUCUCUAGUGACACCAACUUUAGCAACAGCCGCACGAUAGCAAUAUACAGCGGUCUACGUCUCCACAUGCAAAUCUCAACCAAAACGCCACCCUAUAGCCACAAAUAAUGCUCAGAACAGCACCUAACUUCGUCAACAGGACAUAUAGGGUCCCAGCUUUAGUACUAGACACCAAACAUCUUUUUAGCUUUGCCUGAUUUCUUUAGCAAAGAGACUAAACACAACUCUCCCACUCUCCUCCAGCAGCCGCUUGUUUGUGGGGGCAGCCCUGACGAGUCGAUCACCUAGCGCAGCGGAAAAAUUUAUGAUCAUUACUUCAUGGAAAUAAAAUCAUACCGAGACGCUAAGGCAGAAGAACUACCGCGUCUGCAGUGCAAAAUGAUUAUUAUGAUGAUUAUUACUUCAUGGAAAUGAUCCGCUGCACUCAGCAACAUUCAUCUCUCGAGGGAGUGUCUAACUCAGUGUCACAGUGUGUUUGACCAUAACCUAAUGGUACCCCAGAAUAUCCCUUUAAGUAACUUGUUGAAAACAGCUUUGAAAGCACAGAUUUAAGAAAAAAAAACUUUGAGAAAAUAGUUACAUCACUGAGGAGCAGGUUCUCCUAAAUGUGUUAUAAUUAACUUUUUGAAUUGUGUAUUUAAAAAAAUAUAUAUCAUCAUAUUUCAAAGCCUGUGAAGACCUUAGUUUGUUCUGUUUUGGAAAUUUACUUAGAUCGAGACAAAUCCUGAAAUUGUACACAUCUAUCCUUAUUUUAUUAAAACCCUUCUUUGUCUAUAACACCUGGUUUAUGUUGCCUCCUUUAUGAGCUGUUGAUCGUCUUCAUGCGAGGGGAGUUCUAACUAUAUUAGUAAAGUGCGUUUAAUCUCACAUUUUUAAAGAGCACAUUUGGAUAAUCUGUAUUAUUAACUGAAACGGUUUUGAGACACACUUUUUUACAGUUCAGUGUUGAAUCAGCCCUCGCCUUCGUCAUCAUCACCUGGUUUGGUAGCCUUUCAUUGACAGACAAUAAAAAGUUGGACUACACUGUUGAGGUCACUAGAAAAAUCAUCAGCUUUGGACUGGCUUUGUGAGCGAGAAACAUCAAGAGCUAAAGACAUCAUCCAGUGUCCAAAGCAGAAUUGGAGCUCCUCCCCUCUGGCAGGAGAUCCCAACUAUGAAAGUUUACAUAAAGGCUGACCUUGAAUUCCUCUGACAGUCUAUAGGCAUGUUUACAUGUGUAAAAUUUCUUGAUCCGAUUAAAAAUUUGAGGGAUUGGAUAAUCUGAAUCCACUGUUUAUAUGGGCGCAAAAUCAAAUAAUCCGAUCAUGAUGUGCAUAUAUAUUUAUUCAGAUUAGAAGCAUUUGGACAUGCACAGAGUUGUCUGAUUACGCUAAAACAACUGUGCUGUCUGUGCUGUCAACAAACUAACAAACGCAGUCGUGGCUCACUCCAUUUUCCCCUCUGUUGAAUGUUGUCACUAGAAUGUGCCCCUUGCGUACUUAGUUUACUGUUCUGUCAAAUGUUGUACUGUGCGUGUAAAUGUGACAUCAUUAUGCUGUAUGUACGUUUUGUUAUGUUACCGGAAGAGCAGACACGGCUUGGUGGUUGUGUUAAUAAUGAAACCUCCUGUACUGACCUCAAUUAAUAAGCCAAAGGCUAAAGAGUGAAGAUCGAGUCAGGUAAGAGAGUCACGAUCGGAAUAAGUGUUUACAUGGAUACCUUUCAGAAUAAUGAUCAGCUUAAACCAACCCUUUCGAUCGGAAUACAAUUUCUCUCAGAUUGAGCCGAAUUGGAUCAGAAUCUUCAGAUCGACGUGUUUACAUAACGCAUUUUUAAUCCGAUCGAGCGUUUACUCCAAUAUUUGUGCCCGUGUAAAUGCAGCUAAUGGCUGCUGAGCUGCUGGGAGUUUCUGCCACCUUUGUGAAGUCAGCCCCAGUGAUCUGUGUGUGUGUGUGUGUGUGUGUGUGUGUGUGUGUGUGCGAAGUAUUCAUUAAUUACUGCACAUGUUUUUCAGGAGCGAUGCCCAUAAUACUUUUGUCUGUAGUGACUCCGGAUGUUUUUUUCUUGCCUAACCAGGUAGCAGCAGAGUCAGGCAAAGUUACAGUUUUCCAUGUCUGAUGGGGAGGCAGGUCACCUUUAAUGUUAUCAGAAGUGAAGAUAAAAGUCGGAGCAGGUCCACUUAGAACAGAUUAUAGCUGUAGCUCAGCAUAACUCUGCAUUUAAAAGGUAAUGACUAUUACCUGGAUGAGCACUGCAUGGUAGCUCAGGCAGUUAAAACUGACAUGACAGGUUAAAUGUGGGAUAAUCAUACGAUGUGUCGAUCGUGCAUAGCAAUCUGUACUUCCUGUUAAGAUUCACUAAGUUUUUCUUUUAUGCACAGUGAGUGAAUCAACCCACAUUCUCUGAAAAAAAUGGACAUCUUGUCAUUCAUCUCUGCCCAUAUCCUUCCUGUUGUAUGUUUUGUUUGAGUUCAGAGCUAUGUCAAGGAGCUUAAACCACAGCCUAUGAGAUAAGGUACAACAGCCUUAUAUCACGUUUACAGAGAUCAUAACUAAUGGUCUGCUCUUAUCAGGAAUAGAAAAGUUCUUAUCACAUUAGACGAAACCCUAAAAUCUGACAAAAAAGCUUCACAAAUGAGAAAUGGAUUCAGAGGUUUAACACAAAGGUCAGUGUGUGUCGGUAAAAGCUCAGAUAGUUUCCUGUUGUUGUUAUGCUCAGAGACUAGAUGAGAAAAAGAGAAAUGAAGACAAGUGAGGAAAGUAAAGAGAGCCCGGUCAGACAAGUCAUGCUUCAAUGGUUUGUUUAUUUAUUUUUUUGCAGCAGUGGACGCUGCGUUUGGCGUCUGGGAUCUCUGCUCUGACUUCCUCACUCUCUGCAGAUUUAUGGCUCAUGCAGACGUGAAGAGUGAUCUAAACCCUGCACAGCCUGCAGGUGGAUACUGAGGAGGUGUUGGGGCUGUGAACGUUUGAGAACAGUACUUAUGCAGGGUAAUAGUUGCAAAGCAGUGGAAAUAUUGAGGAUGUAGUGAAAGUGACGUCAGCCCACCGGUUCUUUCACUGAUCUCCGACCAUUGUCAACAGCUGUCUGCACCAUGCGUCCCCUGCAUACCAGACAUACCGGGGGUCUGCAUCAGCUCUGCAUAAGGAGGCUCUGCUCAGACUUGCAACAGUGGCAUUGUAAUUGUUCUUCAACCACUUCUCAAAAAUCUAAUCUGGACCCCUCCCUGCCCUAAAAUUUCAGGUCUUGUUUCCAAAUUUCCUUUGGUUGCAUGUUUUUAGAAAAAGUAGUUUCCAAACGACUUCCAGCUGGUUUAGAUAAUCACAAUAUUCCUGAUAAGACAGUCUGUUUUUCGCUACUGUUAAACCUGCAUGCUGCAAUCGGAGGCAUUUCAUUAGAACUACUUGUAUGAUCCAGGAAGCUCCCCUUUUUCUUGCAUUUCCACUGUAUGUCACUUGCAGAAAUGUUGUGUAUGUGUUGAUUUAAAUGUUCUCUGUCAAAGCAAGCAGGAAGGUCAACCAAAGAAGGUCAUGCUGCCGGUUUUAAACACUCUGCCAAUUAAAAACAAGUUCAUUCGAGGAGGUCUUAAAGCUUGUCUGUUGAGCUGCAGAUGUUUGCAAAAGAAAAACUGCUUUGUCAUGUCAAGUGUCCAAAGUCUGUUCCUCCUUUUAUACAAAUGAAAAAUUGAGUUUGCACAUGUUGGUUCAACCAGGAGCUGUAUUGCCAAGGAGACAGAAGGGUUGGACACUCCAGGAACUGUGUGUUGUUUUUUUUUUUGCACUCCUGAACUGGCUUCAUUUUUCUACACUCAUGCUGAUUCCCUCUGACUUCAUUCAGAUAUUUCACCCUGAGUUUCUAGCAAGAAACGCAGGGUGGAAAAAUCCAGCCAUUUGUGUCUGCACAUGCAUCAAAUCCCACUUGGUCAUUUUCUAGUAAUUUGUUCUGUAUGUUUACAGUUUUAUUUUAGCAUUGCAUUGAGGAAUCAUGAAAAAAGGGGACCAUCUCUAUUCAGAAACUCAUCCGCUAUUCAAAGGCUCUAAACCAGGAAACACCGCUCCGUGUGAAAGUCUUAUUAACUUCCUUUAUGAGAUCUGAAACAACAACUGAGAAGCUGAUACAUAGGUAAUCACUGAGUUAUUUCAGGACGGGAAGCUUCAGACAAAUGACCUCUCAUCCGCCAUCAGUUCUGGGGAGGAAAACAAAGACUAGCCCUUUGUAUCAUUCUUACCACAUAAGCACCCACUUAGUGUUUACGCUGUUGGCCCACAGCCCAGAUAAGGCCUGAGGGCAUGUCUCUAAGAGCAACCCUUCUGCGAUGGCUCAGUCUUUCACUGUAGGGUUUCUGUCCCUGGAAAAAUUUAGUCCUGCUGAUGCUCAGCGUUUGAGUGGAUCAGUAGCAGGUCUGAAAACCCCCUUACAUUCACAGCAGGCAGAAGCACAGAGAUUUUGUUGGCAUAAUUCCUGGCAGAGAUUCAAAAUAAUGCUGUUGGACAGCUUUAACUGCUAAUUCUCGUCACAUAAGUGCAAAUAUACACUACAGGCCAAAAGUUUGGAAGCAAGAUCAGAUUUGUACCAAAAAAAAAGUUUCAUAGCAUUCAUAGCUUUCUUUAAAGUAACCUCCUCUGGCUUUAACAACAGCUUGGCAUAUACCAGGCAUUCAUUCCAUAAGUUUUUAAUUAAGGUAUGUUCCAGGGAUUGCAUUCCAAGCUUUCUUAAGUUCAUUAAAAAGAGACUGCUGAUUUGUGGGACGUGUUUUUCUGACCGAUCGAUCCAAUUCGCCUUGCACAAGCUCAAUUGGAAAAAGGUCUGGUGACUGAGGGGGUCAAACCAUCUUUUGAAGAACACCUUCCUCUUCUUUUUUGUCUAGGUAACCCUGACAGGGCUUGGCAGAGUGCUUAAGGUCAUUGUCUUGCUGCAAAAUAAACUUAUGAGCCACAAGUCUGAGUCCAGAUGGAGCAGCAUGGUGCUGGAGGAUGGAGUGGUACUGUUCCUUCUUCAUGAUACUCUUUACUUCAAACAAAUCUCCUACUCCAUCACCUGCAAAACAUCCCCAUACCAUGGAACUACCACCUCCAUGCUGAAUUGUGGGUGUAACACAUGGAGCUUUCAGACGUUCACCAGUUUGUCUGCAGACAUAGACUCUGCGUUUUGAACCAAACAGUGCAAACUUGUUUCUAGUCAUCAUAAGUCCAGUGUUUGUGAGCUUUUGCCCACUCAUAUCUCUUUUUCAAGGUUCUGUGGACGAAGUACUGUUUUUUUGCAGAUACACAACCCUUCAGACCAGCCUUUCUCAAACGUCAUUUCACGGUUGUCAGAGAUAUGGGUUUCGACUUUGUCAUGUUGAUUUCCUCCCUUAUUUUUGGUGCUGUCUUUUGCCGAUCUCUCUUACUGGUGACAAUGCCAUGUUUAUCCUCUGCGUUUGUAGUAACUUUCUUUUGUCUAGGUCUUUUUCUAUCAUCAUAAAUCUCAGGUUCCUCUAGUCUCUUCAAAGUGUAGUGGACUCCUUUGUUUAAGACCUGUAGGUGUUUUGCAAUUUCUCUUUCUGUGUAUUCUUCAUUGCUCAAUGUACAAAUCUAUACUUUUUUUUCUUUACUCAGCUGCUUCUUUCUAGCCAUUUUUGCGGUAGUUUUGAACGCAGUUAGUUUUUUUGCUUUUGCACUGAAGUUAUGACUCUUGCAAAUGUUUUCAACCCUAAAACUUUUGCUGACAUAUAUUUAGCAAUGGUCUAUUAACAUCAAUGUUUAUCUGGUAAAUGGAGUAAAAUGGUGCAUUUCCAUGAAAGCAACAUCUGAUCAUGGAGUAAAUACAUCCCAAAAUACAUAAAACUCAUGCUGGAUUUUAAAAAAAAAGCGUUGUGAACAAAAACUUGAAGUUACUCCCAACUGUUCAGCCUGUAAUGGCCUUGCUUCCAAACUUUUGGCCUGUAGUGUAAGUGGCUUUCCUGAGAGUCUGAAUGAUCUGAUAAUGUCUUUUGUUGUUCCCUGUGCAUCUGUCUUUCAUGUCUCAGUUUCCUUCUAGUGUCAGGUCAGCAGGAAGGAAACCCGGCAGCUCUUAAAGGCGUGCCAGAUGGUCACAAGCUACCUGAUUAAUCAUCAGUUACAUGUCGCAGUGAGCCUGUUGAUUAGAACAAGUUCAUAUCAAUGACUCACAGCAAGUUUUUGAGUUGUAGCCUAUAAACUUUGAGGCCUGAACUGUACGAGUGUGAAAUUCUGUAUAUUGAAUACUGUAAAGUGUGUCUUAACAACUGGAUGUGUUUCAGGUUUUGUCUACGGAGCUUUAGACCUCUGACUGUUUAGUCCAGAAAAAUAGGAUGAAGUGUUUUAGAAAGAGGAAAACUGCAAGAAACUGUUCAAUUGUUCUGCACUGAGCAAGUUUCUGGAGCUGCACUUUAAUGAACAUAGUGCAACAGCUCCCUCUUGUGUUGACUGUCCAGCAGAGACAGGCAAUUUCUCACCCCAACCCCCAAAGGAAUGUAAGGCUUACAUCUGGUCAAUGUUUAUGAUCAUUCCUUUAUCAUCUCCAUGAAGUAAAAAUCACCAUAUUAUUCAUUUUGUACUGCAGACCCGGUUGUUCUUCUGCCUAAUCGUCUCGGUCUGAUUGCAUGUUUAUGAAGAAACGAUCAUAAAUGUUCUUCCUUGAGCUGCGUCACCCCGCAGCAGUCCGUAAUGGACCGGCCCGAGGUCUCGCUACAAACAAGCGGCUGCUGGAAGAGAGUAGGUGAGUUGCGUUUAGUCUCUUUGCUAAAGAAAUUGGUCAAAGCUAAAAAAAUGUUUGGUGGCUAGUACUGUGGCUGUGACCCUAUAUGUACUGUUGAUGAAGUUAGGUGCUGUUCUGAGCAUUAUUUGUGGCUAUAGAAUGAAGAGCCAUAAACAAACCUCAACCAAAACGCUAGACUGCUGUGUAUUGCUAUUGUGCGCUUGUUGCUCAAGUUGGUAUAACUAGAGAAGCAAGCGGAUGGCAACAUUCAUCUCUCAAGGGGGUGUCUAACUCGGUGUUACGGUGUGUUUGACCCUAAAUUAAUUUUACACCGGAAUAUCCCUUUAAUGUUUGAUUUCUGAAUUAAACUUUAGUUUUUCUUUAUUUUCCCGCCAUUAAGGUGGAUGGUGCCCCUUCCAACAAGUGCAUAAAUGUCAUAAUUUAAGAUUAUUAAAAAACAUUAAUCUUAGGACUUUAUUAUAAAUUCAAAUCACUACACCUGUCAGGAAUAAAUAAAACCGCCAGAUUUCCUUUUUUAUGUAAAAUAUGUUUUAUAAUUCAAGUAUUUGGGUCACAAGUGAGCAUUUUGUCUUUGGAGUCGAUGAGAUGGAAGCAGAAAAAAAUUAGCCAGUAGACGGAUUUAAGAAAUUCUCACACAGGCAAAGGUGGGAUGGUUAAAUGACUGAGAAGAAAACUGCAGCUCAGGUCACAGGCAGCCAAAACUCAUUUUUGCCCAAAAGCAGGUCCACUUGGUCUGAUCCCAAAGAAAAGUUUAAAAAGUUUAAACUGGCUCUGAUGGAAAAGUGUCUGAACCUUGAGUACACCACAGUUUGGUUGAUGGGUGUAUGAGCAGGUCUUGUCUGAAUCAGGCUCCUGUACAGUAACUAGUCUCUGGAGACGACAGAAGUUCCUGUAAUCGAUGGCUGAUCUCCGCAAGCUCCAAAGACACCAUCAUCGCCAUUACAUUGGGCCCCUCUUGCAAGUCAGAGGGCAGAGGAAGUCAUGCAGUGAAACCAGACGGAAAGAAAAAAUACAGACAGUAACCUCUUUAAAAAAAGGAAAUCAGAAUCUGCUUCCUCUUUCUGCUCUGAAUAUCGGCAGGGUUAUUGUGGCGAAUGAGUCAAUGAAGGAUUUAGUCAUCAGUGAUUUACACUUUUUUUGCCAAGUCAGACUUUGUACAGCAAAGAAAGGGUCACGUGUACGGUAACAGUCUGGGAAAGAUUUCCUGAUUCUGAGGCUGCGUUUGCUGCAUUAUGUGACUUCAUAAAAAAAUGCAGAAAUAGGAAAUGGGAGAAAAGAGCAGACUUUAUAUCAGCGGUCACUCCAAUACUAAAAAAUACAGACUCUUCUCCAAGUAUGAGUGAUGAUGGGUUUUCUCUUUGGAGAGAUGCAGGUAUAAAAACUCUGAGAAAUCUCUUUGAAGGGGAUAAAAUGAUGUCAUUUGAGCAAUUACGACAAAAAUAUGAUCUACCUCAAACACUUUUCUUUAGAUCUCUGCAAGUAAGACACUUUAUACACGACCAAACUAACUUGGGUAUUCUUUUAAUCUUGGAUUGGGGUAGAUUUGGAUAUUCUUUGUUUCUUUUAUUCCUUUUUCUGUGUAAAUCACUUUGUGCUACAUGGUUGUGUAUGAAAAGUGCUAUAUAAAUGAAGAUUGAUUGAUUGAUUGACUGGUUGAUUGAUAGGACAACUAGACAGUACAGGCCCGGCUCUUCAUAUUUAACAGGGAUGUGACAAGCUAUUAGUUCAAGUAAAGUCAGUGGGAAUCAACUUUUUGACUUUUAAUGUCAAGCAUAUAAAGGGAGGGUCUUACCUGUGGUGCAAACCUGACCCUCACGCCCCCCUGGAAGUGGAGCAGCUCCUCCUUUGACGGCGGCGCUCAGGUGGAGUUUUACCUGACAGACCCUCUAAGGUAAUGUCAGCAGCAUCUUUCAUCUUCACAUAGCUAGUUAACAAUCUAAACACGGAAGGGCAAACGACGGUGAAUGAAACUGCAUUUUGUUUAAAGACGAGAAGAAAACACAAGUAAACGCGAAUCUCUAAAUUUGACCCUCAUGUCGAUAUGUUUACUAGCUUAGUGAAUUUUUUUGUAGGAUGGAAGGGGAAGGUCCCGCCCUCCUUCGCCUCUGAUUGGCUAGAAGUGCUGGGCUCCGAUUGGUCGUCGAACAGUCGUCGAAGUUUCUUUACUUGUGGAAAGCGGAAGAGGAGCUGAGCGCGUUCAUAGCCCACACUGCCCCCUAAUGGAGAGACCUGCCUUUAAAACUAAAAUAAAACAAAACGACGAUUUCGAGCAUAUAUUACUCGAUAAAUAAACAGUUUGUGUUUUUUCCCUGUCAAUGUAUGAUACAAUUUCCACUUUGUAGAAUAAUUUGGUGGAAACUCUCGAGUUUAAGAGAUUUUACACGGUAAAAAUGUGUUGGCAGCUGCGCAGUUGAAGUUAAGCAGAGUGAAUAAGGAGGGAAAAUUUAGAGAUUACCUUGAAAAAGACAACAGAAAGCUCAGAGGAAGGUCAAAUAAUGAUGUUUUUUGAUGGUUUGACAACUCUCAAGCAGCCUUAGAGCUUCAAACUCACGGUAAGUACAACAAACACGUAAAAAAAACAGACAAUAGGUGGCAGGAGACACCACUGCAUGGAAAAUAGCAGCCGGAAUAAAAUACAGGGGAGAUAAUACAGGAAAAAAAGUAAUUAGACAUAGUUCAGGGGGUUUUAAAUAAACAGUUUUAGAAUCUGAAUAUUAUUCAUCUAAAUUAUUUCAUGUUUGUGAUUUAUUUAUUUCAACAGCUUACAUGUAUCAGCCGUCAACCUAGUUUAGUUAGCGCCAUCUAUCUGUCUGUCUAUGCGAACAAAGCUUGAGUAUUCAUGUGGACAUGAGUGGCUAAAUUGUCAGAUUUUUGUCAGAAUUGUCAUUUUUCUGUGUAGUAUAAAGCUCUUAGUACCAAUAAAAAAAGUUAAAUACAACAUUUCAAUUAUAUUUUUAAAGAAAUAAACACCUUAGAAGUUGUUAAUGAUCCUUAAACAGGAUCCUUUACAGCACCUGAGGGUCCACAGAUUAUUGGGUAUUAUUGGGAUUGAAUUUUUUUACAUGACAAAAGGCUGGCAGUUGAAAAGGAGUGUGUAGACUUUAUAUAUCCACUGUAUAUUCUACUCACUUUCUUAUUGUUCUGCUGUGAUUUGUAGCUCUUUAACAUUAAGAGAUGAUGAAUGAUUUCCUUCCAUAAUACUGAAUUUAGUUCUCAUGGUGUAUGAAUGACAAACCAGUUUAACCUGAUCGGUGCAUGCUUUGUCAUGGUGUGCUUGUGUGCGUUUGUGUGUGCUUUUGUGUGUGUGUGUGCCCUCUCACAUGAAUACCAAAGCCUCCCAGCUCUCACCCUGUAUUCAUAUCUGUCACAUCUAUCAUUAGAAAUUAACAUUUACAUCUUGGAAAUUGAAACCUUGCUAUUUGUGGACAGACGGCUUUUAUUUUGAAAAGUUGUUUCAUUAAUAAUCAUAAAAACAGACUCUUUUUUUCUGCAGUGGCUUGUUUGUGUUUAACCCCUAUGUUCAUACUCUGCACAGGAUUACUGGGUUGGGUGGGGUAUAACCUUUGCUUGACUAGCUGUUUUAAACUCCAAAUCAAUCCUUACUUGUACCUGUAUUUUGUUGUUGUUUGUUUUGAAAAGGUCUAAACUGCUUUACUGUACACAGAGCUGGCAGCUUACUGUAUACAGAUGACAAAAACCAGGGGGGUGUAACCUGCUGAACAUGAUUUGUGUGUAACUUUAAACUUAGUGUCUCUGUCUCUGUUCUGGAUCUCUUUCACACAGGUUAUUAUGGACAAAAAAGCCGAGUCUGAUCACAUAAACAGUACAUAUACAUUACAAAGUAAUUCACACUACUCGCCUAAAGCAGAAGCGCCGGCCAUGUCCCUCCUCUUUGUUGCUGCACGGAGAAGUCAGCCCUCAUCACCUGUGUCCCCGUCACAAGACAACACACCCUUCAGGAGUUUGCUGCUGCACCUGUGUCUCAAGUGACAGAGAGAAAGGGAGUUAAACACCUGCACUUUACGGCACUCAAAGGUCCACAGACUAUUAGGUAAGUGAAUCAGCUUUGAUUUUAUGUCAUUGUGUGAUUUUUAUUUACUGGCUAAGUCUGUGAACACAACCCCCAGGAUCCCUUUAUAUGUGAUUAAUUCUGUGUCUGCUUGUAUUCUUGAUUAAUGGACCUAUUCUUGAUUAUUUUUACCCUUCUUUAAAGAAAAACAAGAUGGAAUAAGGCCAUGGGAAAUUAGUGGUGAAUACUAGUGAGUCAUAAAAUAACAAGAAUGAAUAUAAGGCAGAAAAUAAAAAUCCGGUCCUUCGUUUUGUGAGCGUGUACCUCUGGCAACAACAUGCUGUUCAGGGAUUUGAGCCAUGGGAAUAAUACAUGCUGCCUCAUUAAACCGGGCUACAGCCUCAUGUGAAAUAAACAGAAAAUCAGCUUUCUAAGAAGAGUGAGAGCGGUAUUUAAGAAUAAUAAGGAAACUCAGAUGGCGAAACGAGUAAAUAAAAAUAAAAUAAGGAAUAAGUGUUCAUUCAUCCAGCUUCACGAUAAGUGUCACAUUUAACAGAAAAUGUAAAGGAGCUUGUGAUGCAGAAAGCUUCUUUUCAGAGAGUGAUUUUCUUCUUUUAGGAUUUGAACACCUUUAUCUAAAGAACAGGAAAGCAGAUAGAGUCGCUUUAUUAAACUUAUACUUAUGGACCGUCGUGUUUUGGAUUUGGUAACACACAGAUAAGAUCUCUUUCACUGUAACGCCUCCGUGUUUUUGUUGUCAAAAAAAAAGAUAGUGUUCUCCCUACAAACUAAACCUAACUGUGGUGUCUGAUUUGGGUUUCUUUGUUAUUUGGUCACUCUGUUUGUUAUUCUUGGUGUCAAUCAGCAUAUUUGAUCACCUGGACUGAAUAUUAGGGACAAAAAAAUCCUCUUUGAAGAUCCAACCGAUGAUGAACAACAAAAUGCUUUAUUAAAGAGGGAAACAACCCGGCUCAGUUUCUCGCUCAGUCAUGUUGAUGAGCCAAAACCUUUGGUACAGUUUAACCAGAUGCUCCUCAUUCCUCAUUUUGGCACAGACAGCUCGUCAUAAACCAAAACUACUUGAACAUGUAAUGACUUUACUGUGACCUCUUUUUUGUGACAGUAUGCCUUUAAUCUCAGAGUUUCUUAUAUCUUAAUUCUCAUGAUUAAAUAACUUAACUGUGACUUUAUUCUUGUGAGAAAAUAGGGUAGAGACAUCCUGGUAUUUAAGUGAAAGUAAUUGAAUAUAAACUUAACUCUUCUUAUAUUAUCCGGAUUUUAAAGAGAUGAAAUAGAAGAGUAAAUGUUUUUUUGUGUGUGUGCAUUACCGUAGUAAUUUUUAACCAGCCUGAUUGUACAAAUAUUAGUUACACAAAAUGCUUAUUUAAAGGGGAAUACAACACGGCUCAGUUUCUUGUUCAGUCUUUUCAGAGUCAUGUUGAUGAGCCAAAACCUUUGGUACGGUUCAACCGGAUGCUCCUCAUUCCUCAUUUUGGCACAGGCAGCUCGUCAUAAACCAAAACUACCUGAUCAUGUUAUGACUUUACUGUGACCUCUUUAUUGUGACAGUGAAUAUAAACUCAACUCUUCUUAUAUUAUCCGGAUUUUAAAGAGAUGAAUUAAAAGAGUAAAUGUUUUUUUGUGUGUGUGUGCAUUACUGUAGUAAUUUUUAACCAGACUAAUUAUACAAAUAUUAGUUUUACGCCCCUCCGGUCUUUGAAAUGAGUCACAAAGACUCUGAAAAGAGUUUCUCUUUCACCGACCUGUCAGAAAUACAAAUGUGAGUGGAAGAGAAACAAUCCUGAACAAACUCUCACACAAAGUGAGUCCUCCAACACAAACAGCUGUGUUGCAAUAAGAGGGACGAGAUGAAAGGUAACUAAUCUGUGUGUGUGUGGCUGUAAUCUUUAUGACUGUGAUCUUUAUGUCAUUUAGCCAUAAAUAAGUAGUAAAUAUGUUCCUAUUUACUAAAGAUUCAUGUGUUUGAAAGGAGUUUCUCCGUUGUUACAAACUCAGUGAGAAUCUGCAGAGUUUCAAUGAUUUUUUGUGCACCUGUUCCUCAGCACCAAUCAAAACACAGCUUUAGCUAACGACUCGAUUGUGAAGGAGAUACCACAAGUUAGCUCAUGACGGGUCGGACUAUCUUUAUGAUAUUCAAAUUUGUCAUAUUUGACAUUUCUACCUGAGAAACAGGCUGAAAAUUGUGACCAUCCAUUAUGUAUUUGUGAUAAAGUGCUGUGUACCCUGCUAGUUUUCUAGUCUGUAUUUGUCGCUGACUCCCAUGAUUGAGGGCCUAGUUUUUUGCCACAGACUGUUUUUUUUUUUUUAGGUAAGUAAGUAAGUAAGUAAACUUUAUUUGUAUAGCACUUUUCACAGACAAAAGAGUCACAAAGUGCUUCACAUAGACAAAAAUAAAAAGAUGUACAUACAAAUUAAAAGGCCAAGACAACAACAUUUAAACAGUCAUAGUAGCCCCAAAAACAAUUAAACAAAUGCCUGAGCAAAUAAAUAAGUUUUGAGUCGGCUUUUAAAGGAGUCAACAGAAUCAAUUAAGCGCAGAGAGAGAGGAAGAUCAUUCCAAAGCCUGGAGGUAACAGCCUGGAAGGAUCGGUGUCCUCUGGUCCGAAAACGAGUGCGCGGAACCAUCAGCAGAUUCUGAUCCACAGACCUCAGAGCCGGAGAGGGGGUGUAAGGCUGGAUCAGAUCACAAAUAUAGGAUGGAGCCUGACCAUGCAAGGCUCUAAAAGUUAGGACCAGAAUUUUAAAAUUGAUCCUUGAGGACACAGGCAGCCAAUGAAGAGCUUCAAGAAUAGGGGAUAUGUGAGUCCUCCUAUUAGCGCGGGUUAGAAUUCUCACUGCAGAGUUUUGCACUAACUGAAGACGAGACAGCUUCUUUUUUAGGCCGUGAGAAGAUGGCGAUGAAACUGUCCUCUUCUUCUGACAGAUGACGUUAUCAGGAGAAAGACAUCUCAGUGUCUCCAAGCCUCUGAAUCUCACUCAAUCAAAUCAAACUUGGUUUUACGUUGAGUGAGGGUCUUCUGUGCAUCUCUGUCUGUGUGUAAAAAGCAAAGGGAUCUCGGUUUUGGACUCCUUUGACCAUCUUACUAUCUCACUAAUUGAGCCAUUAUACACACAGCAGCUGACCUGAGACUUGAGACCAGAUCUUUCCGGUCUGAGGCACAGCUGUAAGAUGGUAACUUGUUAUCUUUGCGCCUGACUCCGCCAACAAAAAUGACGAAAGAACCUGGCGGAAAAUGACGAGUGAGCCUUGGCGCCUGGUCAGAGCAGAUGUUUAUCAUCCAACAUCAACGUCUCGUUUUGACCCGUCCUACCUAGAUGGCCUUCAACAAUCAAUUUGAAUGAUGAUCAUACAUCAUGCACAACCUCAAACGAUAUUAAUGUAUUUUUCAGAUAACUUCCAGACUAGUUAUCUGCGGCUGGUGGUUUAUUUUUUAUUUGUUAGCUGUGUUUCAAAGCACUGCUCGUCUUCCUGAGAUCCACAUAUAAAAACAACAAUAAUAAUAAUAAUAAUAAUAAAUGUUAUUUAUAAGUUCCUUUCUGAGCACUCAAGGUCAGAUUUAAACGUACAUUUACAAUCAAAGCAUGGCGGUGUCACAGUGUUGUUCUUGCAUUUGUCACUCACGUGUUUUAAUCACAUGUCAGUCUUGUAAACUUCAUGAUUGGUUGAUCCAGACGGGGAUAACUCAACAGAAACAAAAACAUUGCGUCAGGAAACGUCGGUCCCAAACCUUAUGGAGGUUUACUGAUGACCCUGUACCGAUGUUGCUCUCAUGCACGGAUCUAAUUAUAGAUGUUUUUCAGGGUUUCUGUCACUUAUGAAGCAUCAGUGCGAUCGAAGCUCCAGUCAUCCAUGAACCGUCUGACAAAGACAUUCAGAUAUUUUCCUUUUAACACGUCACAGUCAUCUGGGUCUGCCCGGCUGAUUCAUACCUGAUGUUGGACAUGAUUAGAGUCCGUACGCAGAUUAAAAACUGGAUAAAGAGAUCUGUUUUUAUUUUUAUGUGAGGGCCGCAACGACUUUUCCUUUAUGAGGCUCUCAGUGAGACAUUUCCUGGACUUUUCCUCCAAAAAACAUAACAAUCCAAGAUACUAAUUGUUAACUUUGGUUAAGAUGAAACACAUGGAUAUUUUUAAAAAGCCCUUAAAAAUUGUCAUAUAUCUCUUCUGCUCAGAUUUACCUGAACGUCUGUUUUCUGGCAGGUAAAGCGCUCUGUUUUCUUUUGUUGUUACUGGUUGAAUGGUGUCGAGUUUCAGCGUUCUUUCCACUGAUGCACCUAUUGUCUCGUCAUUUUUGUUACCGCUAUGUUAAAGGUCACUCUGCGCCACUGAGAGAAAAUCUUUUGUCAGACACUCCCUGAUUCUUAUCUGCCAACACACCCACAGAUUUGGCAACACCUCAUAAAAGUUCAUUAAACUGCAAUUAAAGAGACGUGUAAUUAGUGAUUUAACAACGACAAAGCUGUGUGAUAAAAUCAGAUGUAACGGGUUGUCGACUCUCUGAUGGUUAUAGAUCACACCAGGAUCUUUGACGAUAGCAUGUGUUUGUUUUGUUGUCUGUGUCUUUGACUUUAUCUGUACAUACAGUGUAAUUCAGACGAUCAAAUGUGUGUUUUUGUGUCGUGGCUGACUAUAACAGCCCCCAUCUCCUCUCCAACCGUCUCCCCAGUGAAUUUCAUCAUAAAGCCGCCUCGUCCCAUGAGACUCGUCACAUCAUGAGAUCACGUAACCUGUUCCUGCUGGUUUACUUUCUGUGGAGCUGCAGCGGUAUGAGAACAUUUUGUUUCUAUUGUUGCAUGUGUCACGAUUCACAUUUCCACCUUAGACGGAUCAUGUUGGUGAUUGCUGAUAUAUCGAAUAUAAAGGGAUCACUUUAUUAGUCCUUUUGGUGUCGGUUCAGCUCAUGUUGUUGGGUUUUAUGUCGCCUUGGCUCUUGUUGGUUCUUCUGUGAUGAUGAACUAAAUUGUGUUUAAACUUGAUGUUCAGGGUUAAACUGUUGGGGCUUCUUCUACUUUUACACCUUGUUAUAUAGAUAAAAGUUAUAAUUGUUAAAUCAUUAUUACCAAAUGUAUUCAGUGAAGUCAGAGUGUUUUCCCAAGUGUCCUCUUAAGGAAGUUAAUCGUAUUUAUGUCCGUGUUAAAUGCUCAUUUUUAGAAAUUAAAAUUACAAAUGUUUACAGCUUUGGUCUUAAAAGUCUAUUUCUAAAUUCAUAUACACUAUACAGGAAGUGUUUUUUUAACCCAUCCAUUAUGACUCAGAGUUAUUCAAAGAUUUAUAUAAUAAGGGGUGAGGCUGAGUUCACUCUUUAUCAAGAGGCUUACAGCUCCACCGCUGUGCCUCUUGCUGGCUUGACCAAAAAUUUGUUAUAGUCUACAUCUCCAUCGUCAUUCAGCGUUUGAACCGCUCUCCAGAAACAAAUGUGUGAAGUCACUGAACCUACAGCCAUGUUUUAUACACUCUACUAUCCAUUAAGGUACAGCUUUGAAUAUAAAAUGCUUUUAAAUCUUGACUUUUUUACACCUUCUGCAUUUGUAGUGCUGCAGAAAAAGUCACCUAUAGAUUAUCUGUUUGCUGCUAAGAUGAUAAGUUUGUAAAUGACCACGACGGGUAAUCAUUCAGCUGUUUUAAUAGCCUUAUAAAUAUUUAGGUGACACUUAUAAUUUAUAAUGAAUGAAUAAAAUAAAGGUAAAACAAAAUUAACACAAAUUUAAAGAGAUACAUCUAUCUGUAUUACUGCUGUCAGCAUUUAACAGACCCAUAAUUCCACUGGGUCUCUGUAGGCUUCUUCCACAGGGAGGAGAAAUCAUAAUAGGUGAACUCAAACUAUUGAGGAGCAAACUCAAAUUAUGUAGUCCUCGUCAUUUUAGGUAGAGCCCCCUGAGAUGUGAGUUUGUGACUCUCUGAGAUUUGCACUUUUCAGUGUAUGUGUGGACCAGCAGGGCAAAGCAACAAUUUUUUUACAGUGUUUUAUAGACACAAAGAAUAGUCCUGUUACAGUACGCAGGCGAGACAAGAAUUAUAACUGCAUUUAUAACUAAUGAGAAAAGAAAAGAAAAAAAAAACAAUACCAAUAAAUAUAGAAGGAAAAUGUGUUAAAUAUGUGUGAAUAAUGAGAUAGAAGGAAAUCACGUACAAAGACUAAACUUUAAGUCCCACUCCGACCUUUUUUUUUACUACUUAAAGUGUUCUCAGUGGUCUUUAAAUUGUAAUUAUGAAGUUUUUUGCCAAAAUCAUGUUACCUGUGUCAUUCUCAAUGGUAUUUCUGCCGCAGAGCUCCAGUAGCUCAUUAGCAAUUCACCUCUGAGUCGUGGGCAGGGAACAGCGCAAGCUUGUAGCCUAACAUUGCUGGUGCUGUAGAAGAAGCAGGUAACAUAGGACACUAAUGUCAUUAGAAGCAUGAUUAAAGUUAAUAUCAUAAUUAGCUUUCUUACGAGCAUUGCAAUCCGCUAACGCAGAUGCUUGUUCCGCAAUCGUCCUCUCUACUUUUUCGAAUGUGGCCUGUAUGUGGGGGUUCGGGGGCGGAGCUUGGAUUUGUGACAUAGAAAAUCUCUCUCUCUCUCUCUGAACCUGCUGUUUGGGUCUGCAAGAGAUUCACAGCGAUUUGAAUGCAGAAAUUUUGCACUUAUUUCAGCAUCAGAAAGAUAUAAAUAUGAACAUAUGAACAUGUAGACAACAAGAAAAACAUGAUUUUUAUUGGAGUGGGUCUCUAAAGGAUGGGUUACAGAGCAGUAGGAGUCGUUUUCUCCACGAAAUGCAGCCAAAGGAAAGUAUAAAAUGGAGGGUAAAGGGGGCAAAAAGUUUUCAAAAAGUGUAAAACAAAAAGAAAAAACCUCUGACAACAGUCUGACUGUGAAGAAAUGUAAUGUUCAGAAUCAGAAAAGUGACUGAUGACCGCUGAUGUGGUCGAAAUGCUCCUGAAAUCUUCUUUUAUAUCAGCUGCUGGAUCUAACAAUGAACUGUCUCCUUUUGUCUUUCAGCAGAGGCAUCAGUUAAACAAAAGUAAGAACAGGGAGUCAAAUUGGGAAAACAUUGAUGUUUUUUUUUCCUCUGAUGACUGUUUGUUUCCUGACUUUUUCUCUUUGUUUGUUGUUUCACUGAUUUAAUCUGCAGAAAGAAGCCCUGCACUUCAAAGGAACAAUGCGAUCAGGUCUGUAAUCUGCAUGUACACACGUGCUUCUAAAAUGUGCAUGUGAUCACUGGGAUUGUAGUGUUUUUAUUACCAGAUUAAAGUUGAAACCAAAGACGAAUAUGUUGUCAGAGCAGCUUCAGUGUGACAUCACAUCCCUGCAGAUUAUUUGAAUCUGUAAUUUACCGAUUUCUGCGGUGUGUUCACAGAAACAGGAAACAGCUGUGGUUAAUCUCAACCAGACAUACCUAAGUUUAAAAGAUGCUUACAUAGGAAGGAUUUGGUUACCAUUAGAUGCGAUAAAACCUUGUCUGUAACUCCAUCCUCAGGACGCUUGAACUUCCACUUGCUAAACUGCCCGAAUCACAUGCCAACAGGAUCGAGAUCAUUGUUUUCAAAUCUUCUAAACAUGUGGACGAACAAAACUUGUCUCGAGUUUAUCAGAGUUUAUCAGUGCUGCUGCAUGGGAGUGUUCGCUCAAAGACACUUACAAUUUUGUUGAACUUAGAGAGGAUCAUGGGGAAUUGAAACCUCCUGAAAUAUUUUGAUUUGUAACUGAGUGUAACUGAUACCACUGAUCACAGGUGUGUUUCAUUUCAGCAAGUAUCACGAAGGCAUCUCGAUGAGCCUGAAAAUGAGAAAGUUAUCCCCAUGUGAAGUUGAAACUUCAUGUGUCACGCCCUCUCAGUUACACCUGAGUGACAUAUUUAAAUAGGGGAGACUGGGGACAGUUGCUACACUUUUUGCUUUUCUCUCAGUUACUCAGAGAUGAUUUGGACGAGGCCAACCAUUUACUUAUAUCGUAAAUUUCAGGGGUGGGAGAAAAAAUCGAUACAUCAUAGUAUCGCAAUAUUUUGUCUGGUGAUAUAUCGUAUCGUCUCACUGACCAAGUAUCGAUUUUUUUCAAAUUAAUUGUUAAUAUGAAGUCAAAUAUAUGAUAAUGGAGAAAUAAAAUCAACUGUUUGGGAGGAGGAGAAAGUUAGAGCAACAAAUAUAGCAGCACCUGGGGAAAGACAUGAGGAAUGCAAACAGGGAACAAAUAAGAUGGACCUGACAUAUAAGGUUUUCAUGUGCUACAUGAAAAUAAAAUACAGUGUAAAUAAGACAAACAUAAAGGAAAGCCAAAUGCUAAAAUAGCUAAACAGUUGGAAAAAAAAGUAUAAAUCACAAUAUAUAGUAUUGCAAUACUCACUUUAUUGCAAAAUGUUAAAAAUCGAAAUAAUAUCGUAUCGUAGGGCUACUAGUGAUUCCCACAAUCUGUCAUCUAAUUCCCCAUAUCAUUUAAAAAUGAUUAUAUCAGACAGAUUUUUCACAAUUUUCAUUCAAAGCACAAAUCGCUUUCCGCGCCUGUUUGUGUUGUUGAACAACGGUGACGUUUGUCGCAUAUUGAUGACGUAUAGGUCGGAUGAACGCGACCUGAGCGUCCACACUGCAGUCACAUCGGAUACAUAUCCGAUUUAUAUCCACAUACAAAAGAGGUCUGGGUCGGAUUAAAAAAAAUAAGAAUUGCACUGUUCACACUUAGAUUACAAAAUCAGAUAUGUGUCACAUAUGGUUAAAAAAUCGGAAUUGACCUGCAGUGUGAACACAGACUAAAUCUGCUGGUGUAGCCGAAAAAAAGCUUGUUUUGUACCUGUGCGUUCAUGUAGAUUCAGUUAAAGAGGUCCAAAUCCAGCAAACCCAGAACCAGGUUUUCCCUUUUAGCACUCUAAGGUUGACCCAAAUGUUUAACUAACAGAACUUUUACAGUACUCAUCAAAACAACUCCGAUACGGACCACAAAGUAAAACUAAAACAAACUAAAUAAACCACCAAACUGUCACUCCUGGAAAAUAAAUCCCUGAAACAUUCACCUACAUUCUGCUUUUGCUGAUUUCUAACACGCUUAUAUAAGAUUUAAGAUUAAAGUGAGCCGUUAUAAUGAUGCUGAUUUACUUUAUCAGUAACUGGCUUUUACCCAGAAUGCCUUUGGAUCUUAAAAUAUAAACACAAUCAUUCAUUACAAAUUAAGCUGAGCAGCAACAAAACGUGAACAGAAUUUCAGCACUGCUUCAAAAAUAAUGACAUCCAGCUGUUGACUUUGGCUUUAAAUAGUCGACUUUAUUUCCUGAUGUUAUACACCGAUUGUUUGAUUGAGGUUUUUCUUACAUCGGUGCAGUUUUUGAUGUUUUGAAUUAAAAUUGGAAAAGACUCUUUCCUGCUUCUUUAACUAUUAAACUGACUUCCUUUGUUGUUAAUCUCAAGGGUCCAGAUCCGACCUCUGGCUUCCUCCAGUGUGUGGGAUUGAGGGAGACAGACACCGGCAGAGACGAUCUGCAGAACCUGAAAGGCAUGCUGGAGGCAACGAUGGACGUGUACACCUUCAUGGUACGGCUGAGAGUUAAAACAGGACGACAGGAAUGUUUUAUGUAGACACGCACAAAGGAAGGAAUGUUGUCUUGAAUACCGACCGGACCUGUUUGGUUUCAAAGCUGUGUUUAUUUUUUCUCAUGGAGAAAAUGUGCAGACUGUCAGAGAUGUGCAUCGUGGGUAAUUUUCCUCUGACUCACAGAAUACUCACCGUCCAUUUUAUUCGCCUGUUUGUCCCUCCAACAGAAGUCCAGCUUGGCAGGUGUUCCCCUCCUCAGCCUGGAGGGAGCGCUGGAGUUAAACCUCAAAGCAGACCCUUACCAGAAUGAAGACCUGAUCCACAUGUGGUUACAAGUCAAAAUGAAACCCCUGCUGAGAUCCAUCAGCAAGCACUUCCUGUCCUGCUUAAGUACCAGAAACUUCAGCUGCGCCACCUACCAGAGAGUGUAAGUCCGCCCCUCCGUCUGUCAGCUCGUUUCUAUGAUCUCAACAUGAUCUCUCAGCAUCCUCUCUGUCUUUUUGCAGAGUGCACGAUCUCAGCAUCUAUUACGCCGACCUGAAUCCAUAUCGACAAAAGUGGAUCUACACAUUCUUCAUGUACCCGUUUCUGUCCGGAGACAGAGUCAAAGGUGAAAUCUUUAAUGUGUUACCAAAAAAAAUGCAGUGUCCGCUUCAGUCUGGCUCUCAAAGUCAAAGGAACCCCCCUCCCUGUCUGCUGGACGUUCAUAACCUUCAGUAAAAAAAACAUCAUAAAGUUAAACUGGAGGAUAUCUUCAGAUCAGUAUCCAAACUGCAAACUUAAAGGCAUGGUUGACGAUUGGAGAAGCAGUUGAAAAAAAGUGAGCCAUUGAGGCAGAUUUGAAAAAAGCGUCCAACCCCCCCACACACAAACCUCACCCCUCUGUGCGCCCCGAUAACUCCCCCCUAAACCUGUAUCGCCCUCCCCGUGACACACUCCUUCUGGCAGAGCAAGAAGCCGGCCGGCAGAAGAUCCUUCGCUAGCUUCAAAUAGGAUUCCCCAUGUCGGAAUUCUAGAGACGAGCAGCAGUAAACACCAGCUCUGCUAGCGAGCGCCGUCUGCAGCUGCCAGAGACUAAUAAGAGUUAUUUAUGUAACAUGAGCCAUGAUAAAAGGCGAUAAAAAUGACCUGUUCAACAAAAACGCUGCUGUCACGGCGUCUGUUUUCAGGACCAAAUCCUGGCGGAGCUUUCUCCACCGCUCAAAGGAUGACCCGGCAUUUAUUCGAGUUAGAUUCCUCGCUUGGUCACAUUGCCUCUUCGACUCCGCCCCUUUCUUCCCACUUUUAGCGUUGAGGCGAGCAGCAGGGUUUUUUUUCCAUCCCUCUCCAUCACAACUCCUGUAGCUAAGCUCCGAGGAGGGCCGGGAGAGUGGGAGGGGACGAGUCAGAACUACGGGAGAGGGGUGUGUCGAAUACAGCGAGGUGAUUGGAUGCAGAGGCGGAGCAGGAGAUUGACCAAUAGGAGCUGUCCGGAACAGAAGGCUCCCAUUGGUUAAUGUUUUUGCAGCCCUGCUCCUGAUAGGGUGAACAGAUUUUUUCCGUUCUUUUUUUCUCUUCGCUUUGUGGAGAUCGCACUACAGGACCAUGAUCGCCAUAGAAACGAGGUUCAUAAUAAUUAGCAAUCUCUCCAAUCGGCAACCAUGCCUUUAACUGAUGUUCAUGUAAACUGUGUGUGUUGUUUUCGUCCAGGUUGUGUAAGUAAGGAGGAGUCCAGCGAGGAGUGGUUAAUGAAGAACUUCGGCUCCUUCAGAGCCAUGGCCAGGAUGGAGGACUUCUCAAAACUCAACAUGGUCUUCAGUGGAGUGAGUGAACUCCAGCUCCACGCUCUUACCCACAAAACACCAAAACCAGGAGACACAGUCCAUGACGUUCGUUUCCAUUUGUGUGUGUGUCUCUUCUCUACAGCUGGAGGUUCUCCACCUGCUGUCUCAAACGCAGAAGGCUGAGCUGCUGCUUCAGCCCGGGGUUCAAAGUUUAGACAACGGCACCCUCACUCUGCUUUUCCACAGUAUGUUGACAGGAGGCCCCGGCCCUCACCCAACAGCCAUUCCUGGACCGGGCUACAACUGGACAACCCCUGGAUACCCACCCAUGCAUCAUCCAGGACCCACAUACGACCCUUACCGACCUCCAUCCCCACACGACCAACUCAGAGAGGUACAGUAACAAAUCACGGGUGACUUUUGAAAACACAAACAUUAACUGAACUUUUUUGAUGAUUGGAGGUUUUGAAUAUGAAAGUGGGGCCUCUUAUUUUGGACUAAUUACCUUCUUUACCGCUGUGACAGGUUGUACAGGGGUUCAUGAGUGUCGUCAGACCCAUCGGGAGCUUCGUUCACGACUUUGUCUCUUUGGUUCAUGAGGUGCGAACACACAUACACUCAAUAAAGCGCGCUCAUGCAUUACACCAGCCGAGUGAAAUGACCUCUGACCUGCUGUGUUCCCCCAGAAACACGAGUCAAACAUGAAAAGAAACGUUGUGACCCAGUUCCUGCUGAACUGGACUCUGGGUGAGCUGGCAGACUUUUACAGGCCAGAAGAAACGCCCCUGGUUCCAACGAAGCCGGCGUUUGACGUGACAAAUGUGGAGGACUGGUACCACCAUGUCGUCGUACCGCUGUUACUCAGGUUCCUGCCAAAUGGAGACUACCUGCAACAUCACAGCAUCAAACUGGCCUUCCAUGAAGUGUUGUACGUCACUUUACGUCUAAACGUUUUCUACAUUUGAUCAGAUCGUUAAAGUGGUAAACUAUGGAGUCAAAAGAAAAGGUCACAAAAAACAUCGAUCGGCCAACUUUAGGUGUCACUUUUUUUGUCUGUUUUGAGUCAAAAUUAAAGUGUGAAACUGUUUCCAGGAAAAGAUAAUUUGACAAAAAUUGAGAAUCGAGCCAUUUGUGUUUGAAACAAAGACCUUCAGACUAAAACUGAGCUACAAAGAUUAGUAAAUAUUAUGUUCACCUUCAUCAUAGGGCUGCAUGAUUAAUCGAUUUUAAAUCGUAAACAGAUUAUUUGAUCAUGACGAUGUUAAAAAAAUCAAAAUCGUCAAAUCGAUUUUCCUCUCUAUCAUGUCUCGUGCCUCCAGGCCACCGUAGGCCACCCCAUUUCUGCAGCAGCGCUCCCCAGUUCCCACACACACCAGUGUAAACAAACAUGGCGUUUGCAAAAGAAGGCAAUAAUUUCGUGGUUAAAUAGGACACGAGUGAGUCAGUCGUGUGGAAUUGGUACGACUUCACAGUUUCAGAUGAAGAGAAAACCACUCCCCGAGUAUCAACCCGUCCACACGGAAACAAUUCAGGAGUAAACGCAAAUGUUUUUUUUGUAUCAGCGUUUCAUUUGCACAGAAACAGCAUUUCAGCAGACCGUAAAAGGGCCUUUUUGAAAACUGGUCAGAGAGCCAUAAAUCCGUAGACGACGACCAUUUCAUCUCCGUGUGGAUGUCUAUCUGCAUCUCUGGAAAAGAUCAUGUGACACACAGCGUAACUUUUUUAUGGCGCCAAAACAACCUUUAAACACAUGCUCUGUACUCUUCUUCUGUCUUUUGUACAUUUCCACGGCGUUCGUUACAGCGCCACUUACUGGCUUGGCAAAUGCACUACAUCGUUUUCAGUGGUUUUGCUUUGAGAGAUGAAGUUCGGUGAAGUUGUCACUGGAUAAAAAUCCAAAUUGAAAAUCUAGUUUAUAGAGAAAAAAAUCUCAGCUCAGUUGUCCAAAGGUUUAAUAAUCGCAGCUUUAGUCAGUUGACGUGUUUCUGUGUUUCCUGUGCCAGCUACCUGGACCACGGCGUGGACGAUGAACCCUCUGAAGUCCCCGAUGUGUGCAGCAUCACUCUCGACAGAAGCCCAUGUGGGGUGAGGAGUUUUUAAGAAUUUUUAAAUCUGAUUAAAACAGAGAUAAACUUUUGCUAAAGAGCUUUUUUCUCGUUUUAUCCUACCAGCUGACCGACGCAGUGGAAAAUAUCGCCCGUGUUAUGCACUGUGCCGCUCGCACUCACCUUGACAUGUCGGAGAAGACGAUACACAGGCUGAUGAUGGAGCUGUUGAAACGUGUGAACUCGCUAAUCAAAGAGUUGUCCAAAUCAGUGAGUAAAACCGCCAAAGAUAAGUGUGUUUAACCUUUAACUUCCAAUGAUGUGUUUCAGAGUUUUUAUUUUCUCUCUUUUGUUCCGUUUAUGUCACACGAUACACCCCAGCUGCUGUUAGCUGAUACUCCUGUGAACUUAAAGCUAAAACUUGAGAAAAAAGACUAACUGUGGUAAACCUGAUUCAAACUGGGAGGGAGCCGGGGAGUUUCUGGAGGAGGAACUGUGAUUUCACUCGAUAACCUGCCAAUCAUAGUUUUAAAACAUCAGUUAGGGUAUCUGGAGUCUGUCCGCUCGUUCAUGUAAAAAAAUAAAAUCGAAUCCGUCUUUCUCACUCUGUCCUCCUCUAGAACUUUCAUCACUUGGCAAAAGAUUUCCACGAGAUCUUCCGUCAGCCCGACCCUCCGGCUCUGGCCCAGGAGCACCUGGAGGACCCCAAGUUCAUCAAGCUGUGGUUUCAGCUCAAACUGAGGCCCCUCCUCCCUGAUGUACCCACAGGCCUCCUGUCCUGCCUGAGCACCAGAAACUUCUCCUGCCCAGCUUUCCAAACCAUGUGAGAGAGGGCGCAGAUUUGAGGAGGUGGGAUCGUUUUCUACAAUCUUUUUUUAACGUGAAUCUCUUUUUUUUUUUAAGCGUGGCAGCGCUCAGCGACGACAUGAGUUUCAUGCACGCUGACCCGAUGUACAGCCGUAACAUCCAUGAGCACUUCAUCUUUCCUUUUCUGCUGCAUCAGACCACCACAGGUAAGAGAGGUGGAAUCAAUCCAAAACAAGGGAGAACGUUUUUAGAUUUCAUAAACAUUUUAUGGUUUGUAUUUAACGUUUUUAUUCAUAAAUGCCAGCUAAACAUUCAGUCAAAUUAAAGGGUUAAUACGUGAACUUCAUUUGACAAACAUACUCUACAUUUCUGCUGCAGACCCUCAGUGCGUCGCCUCAGCCAAUAACAGCGCAGAAUGGCUGGAUGAAAACUUUGGAGACUUUUCACAGUUUGCUUCUGUCAAAGAUUUCUACGACCUCAACCCGAACUUCUUUGGGGUGAGUUUGAAAACCGGACAGGUGACUCACCUGAACCUUUAACGUCAUCUUUUUAUGGAUUUCUCCUGUUUCUUUUUUUCUCCGUUCAGCUGGAGGUCCUUGACGACUUGACCCCCAGGCAGAUCGCGGAGAUGCUGCUCCUGCCUCUUCGUACUCCGCCUGAGAAAGACGUCGUCAUCGACGAGGUGUUUCACUCUCUGUUGGAGUCACCUGAGGAGUUCCCUGAAGUCUUGUACCACCUGGUGGAGCUUGCCAAAGAGGUAGCAGCUUGGUGCAGAUGAGAUGAACGCUUAAGUAAAACUAUGGAUGUUUGAUUUCUAAAUUUGUGACUCCUCAGGUUGAGGUGCCCUGCAGAGUCUACGGACAGAUGUGAGUACCUUCAGAUUUUUGUCGUGUUGGUUAAAAUGUUCCAGCCAAACUUUAUUUUUCAUUUAUUGAACUUUUUCACAUCAUUGUAUGUAUCAAAACAGAACUUUACGCUGUGAUGUAUUUGGUUUUUCUUUCUUAUCGGUUUUUUUAAAUAAGUAAAUUGACUAGUUUGUGGUAAAUUUCAUGAAAAAUUUCACCCUGUAGAUUUUUAUUUGUCGUUUUACUCUUUUAUUUUGACUCUACUGUCGUUUUGAAAAGUUUUAGACAGCCCUCUUUGAAUGAUGUGUCCUCAUUUGUCUGUCAGUUUUGAGAGGCUGUAUGACGCCGUUACGAUAGUGCCCCCGCAACUGGAACCUGUUACCUGGGCAACCAUUGAUGACCUGAUAGACAUCGCACCAAGAGGUCAGUCUCUCCUUCACUGCAGGAUGACUUUUUACUCAUACCUCCUGAUAACAGUUGAUUUCAUACUUUUGUGUUUCUCUUUUGAACAGAGUGUGUGCCCAAAAACAUCACGGUAAGAUCGAUCAACUCUGUAUCUCCAAAACUUGUUCAUCUUCAAUGUAAAACGUUAUUUUUGUGUAAUUUGAAAUGUGUUCAAUCUGCUCUUUACAGUGUCCAGUAACACACUUUGACGGUAAGAGCUGCACAUCAGUGUCCUGUUUUAUAACUUGUGUGACUGUCACAGAGUUUGUUUUUGAUUUCAGUGCUCUGUUGAACUUCUUCGCUGUAGUUACUUCUGUAAAUUGUAAUGCGAUUACUUAACCAGUUACUGCAUUUGAAAAGUAGCUUUACUACCUAAUACUUCACUUUCCCGUUUCUUGAUGUAGAGGUACACAGACAAAAAUCAUUGCUCAGUCAUCGUAGUCCGCAUCGUUUUGUCUAUUGUCUAUUGCCUGGACAUGGAGUGAAUUUCACAUGAAUAUUUUUGUCUUUUUGACUAAUUUAGCGAAAGUAAUGCGAGUAUCGCCACUUGCCGAAAGCCCUUGUGUCAUCUGCUGUCUCCAUUUCCGUCUCUCUUUCGCGUCAGCAGCUACAUCACUCAAAUCGAUCUCUCCAUAGGACUUUCAAAAGCCAUAUAUGAUUGCACGAUGCAUGUUGGGUUGGAAAGCGCCAUCUUCGCAGGCAACAUUUAACAGGGAGGCGGCGAGAUAGCGACACAGUGAGAAAAAAACACCCAAGAAAAAUAAAUUCUGCGAAAGAAAAACAACGGUCCAAACGCUCAAUAUCAAGAAAAAUAAAAAAAGAUAAAUUUGAUCCAAAUGAGGGCUAUUGUUUAGUAAAAGAAUUAAGUUUGUGAUUGUUUUGUGUGGUUAGUGCGUUACUGUACUUCAUUACCCCCUAAAAGUAAUAUAUGUUUACUGUAAUCUGUUACUUCUAGUGCGUUACCCCAACACUGAUUAUAACCACAUAUGUGAAACAUUUUCAAUACUCAGUUAAGAAGUGUUUAUUAAUGCUCAAGUGUCUCAUUUAGGUAAAUAAGUCCAGUUAUCAGCUUUGCGAUCCUUUAACUCCCUUUGUGACGAUGAUCUGUUUCUGCUGUUUGACAGAUGCUCGUCUCUGCAGAGGAUUUAACAGGUAACUCCUCAGUCAGAAACGUCAUGGAGCUUUUGUUGAUCAGCUGAUUGUUCAAAGUUUCCUGAUCCUGUCUUUAUCUGGAUCGUGUCCUUCUCACUCUCUGUCUUUUUAAUCUCGUAUCUACAGCUCCAAUCCCCGUCCUCACUUCAGCUCAGCAAUGGGGGUGUCCUGCAGUCUGCCUUUGGAGACUUAUGCGUGCGCAAAGGUGACUAAAAUCAGAUUGGACAUUGAAGGACUCAUCUCCAACUCACUGGAUCACGAUAUGACUGUGUUUCCUCCUCUGUGCAGCUGGAUAACUUCACCGCCCAUCAGCUGGUGUCUCUCCUGAAGUGUGAUUUGCCCGGAAACAGCAGCCACUCUAAAAUGCUGUGGAAGAUGGUGCUGACUAAAGUCUCCCACGUCCUGGACCCAGCUCUGGACAUACUAGCCGGCGCGAACAUGGUCAGUACCCCUACACAUCUUUGACUUCUUCUCAGUGAGUAAAUCGAAUUAAAGAGGAACGCGGCUUCAUGUCUAAAGCGAUGAGUUAACCUCUCGACAGACCGUGGUCAUCCCAGCAGCCAGAGAGGUUUUGGAUGUGAUCGGAGAGAUCCGAGUGUCUCUGCUGACGGAUGAGGAGCUGAUGAACAGCAGCAUCAUCAUGAGGUGGUUCUCAGUCCGUCUGAGCGCCUUCCUGCCGUUUGCCUCGCCGAGGUUUUUGGACUGUUUGACCCAGAGGAACUUCAGCUGCCAUACUUACCAGCUAAUGUAAGAGACUGUUUGACUUUAAACCUCUACAGUUUUAACUCUACUUUGCCUCCAAAGAGAUUAAAAACGAUGAGUUGAACUCUUCCUUUAUUUUCAGACUGCAGGGAUUCAUCCAGCGCUUUGAUAACAUGACUGUAAAUCAACAGCACGUGGUCGUAAAAGAGUUCAUCCUCCCGUAUCUGCGGCAGUCAGGUACUCGCUGCACAAUCUGAAAGGUGUUUGUGAUCUCAAACCUGGUCCAGUAUUUACAGGUGUCUCAUUAUCCCCCUUGUAUCUUGUUCAGGUCUCAGCUGUGUGCUCAUCUCGAACAACAGCGCAGAGUGGCUGAUGAGGAAUCUGGGUCCGUUUUCUGCGCUUCUGACCGUCGGUGACUUUGUUCUCUUCAACCCAACCUUCAUACCUGUAAGAUUUUUGUACUAUCAACAUUUUUUUUUUCAUUAUCACAGACCGGUUGUUCAGAAGCUUUAGUCUGGAUUAUAAUCUAGAUUUGGGAAUUUUUUUUUUUUUCCUCACUAGUAAUCCGUCUUACUUUUGUUUUGGUUUUUGAAUCAUUUUUGUCCAGAUAUACACUAAAUAAUGCCUUGCUAGGACUCUACUGCACUUUUUGACCACAGGGGGCGCCAAAAUCCACACAAACUUAGAUUUUUUUUAUAGUUACAAACUCUUAUUGGUCUGUGUUUCUGAAUGAUGAUUUUUAACAGCACAAUCUGAGGGUUUUACCAAGAUUAGAUCACCUUUUUUUUUUUCUUCUGGACCUACCUGUUUAGCUCCGACCUGAGGAAGUAACUUUCGUUCUCUCUUCUCUUUUUUCAGCUCGAUGUCCUUCAACUCUUGACUCCAGGGCAGAGAGCAGAGUUGCUUGUGUCGACUUUUGCCAAUCUACCCGAUCAAGAAGAAGUCAUAAAUCGGCUUUUUGAUCACGCUGAAACUUCCGACCCCGAGGACGUCAAAGAGUUCCUGAUGCACCUCGUUUUCUUCCUCCAAGUGGUAGACACAGACGUCUUUCUGUUUAGAAAUGAAUUUUUCUUCGAUGUAUGAGGUUGUGGAGCGGUCUAAACAUCCUAAACACUGCUUUAAAAGACCGCUGGUUUGAAUUAUGCCCACAAUCCUUUGCUGCAUGGCCCCCCACACUUUUUUCUUUUUGUUUGUUUGUUUUUCAAAAAUCAGUCACGAGUUGUAAAAAAAAUCCUCUUUGUUUGUUUUCAUUACAGGGAGAUCUGUCCUGUCCCUCAUACAGAACACUGUGAGUUCAUGAGUUCACUGUCGGUGUGUCUGUCAGAUUUAAAAUAACCAAACUAUGAACCAGAAUUGAAACUCUAAACCGUGAUGUUACUGUUGCUCUUAAAGGUUCACCAGACUGGACCUGGCUCAGGGUACAGCUCCUCCUGAUGUAGCAGCGACUAUCACCUACACCAAAGUGGCCUUAUCCAAGCACAUACCUCGGGGUAAGAAACACACUUUAUGAAAAAUUGAUAAAUAAACUUUUGUCAAGCUUUUUACUUUCUUAAACCGUGAAAAAAAGUAAAUUAAUUUAUGAUGCCUCUCUUUGUUUCUGUGUUGGCCUUAGACCGUAAAUAUUGUGCAUAUUCAGCAGUAUUCAGUGACGAUCAUACAGAUAGAUUCAUUCGUAUGUUUAUAUAUUUAUACGACAGCACAGCUAUGUUUCUACGGUACGCACAAGGGACAAACUAGAGUGGGUUAGGGUUAGAAAUCUGCUGAAACAUGUGGGAGAAAAGUGAAUGUUGUGGGUGCAGGAUUCGUAUAGACGUUUAUAAAGGGUCAGACUAGUCAGGAAUUACAGGGUUCUGGUCCUCAAAGUCACUUUACUGCUGAGAGAGGGAGGAGCAAGGGGGCGUCUCAGUCUACAGUGUAGACGUUGAUUUAUUUUUUUCUGUCAACACGACACGAACUAUUUUGAAUUUUCCUUCAGGUAUCAAAAAAGUUCUUGUUGUUGUUGUUGUUGUUCUUCUUCUUCUUCUUCUUUUUGUCGUCUUCUUCUUCUCCUACUUUUUUGUCUUCUUUGUCUCUUUUUUCUUCUACUUUUCUUCUUCUUUGUCUUCUUCCGCUCCUCCUCCUUCUUCUUCAUCAUCAUCUUCUUCUCCUUCUUCUUAAUUUUCGUCUUUGUCUUCUUCUUUAACUUUGUCUUCUUCUUCUUUGUCGUCUUUUUCUUUUUCUUCUUCUUCUCCUACUUCUUCGUCUUCUUUGUCUCCUUUUUCUUCCACGUACAUCUUUGUUUUCUUCUUUGUCUUCCGCUGCUCCUCCUCCCUCCUUCUUCUUCCUCUUCAUACUCUUCGUCUUCUUCUUUUGCUCAAAUAAGUUAUGACGUUCAUUUCUAAUCACUUUGCGUUUUUGUUUUUCAGGUUGUAUCAUAUACAGUGGACAGGUAACUCCCUGUGAUUGUCCUUUUUUCAGUAUUUCUCAGUCUCAGUUUGAUAAAAGUCUCCUAACCAUGUUUCUCUUUCUCCUUCUCUAAGUGCAACGUCACCGUAACAAACGGUAAGAUUUCUUUUUAAAUGAGAAAAACUGAGAAAUAAAAUAAUUUGACAAUUAAAGUUUUAAUCUUCCAUGUUACGUCUUCAUUCACAGAAACAGACAUCUGUUCUGGAGUGAACAGGUAUGUUUUUUUUCUAAAUCACUCUCAGACUCCUUUAAUAAAUUUAUGUUUCAUGACUAGAAAUGACCGCUUCUUCUUCUUCUUCUUCUUCUUCUUCUUUUUAUUUGAACGUUUCAGCACGAUGCUGCAGAGUCACCUCCAGAGCGGACAGAUGAGCGGACGUGUCUGUGACUUUUCUCUGGAGGAGUAUGCGUGCACCUCGGUAACAGCAGCCGCCGUUUGGAAGCUGUCUCAUGAAACAGCAUCAGUCAGAAGUAUUUCCUGACCUCCUUUUUGUCAUCCGUCUGUUUUCUCCCACAGCUGUCGGCUCUAAAAGCAGAGGAUCUGCAAAUGCUGCUGAUGUGUGAUCACUCUAACAACAGCGGCUCCAGACCCGUCUGGAAGCUUCUCCUCUCCAGAGCCUCACAUGUUCUGGAUCAGGCUCUGGACCAGCUGAGCAACAAGGUACGAUUCAGCUUCACUCCUCGUUCCACCUUCUCCCGAUCAGAAUAAGACGCUUGACUCUUUUUUCUUUUUUUCCGCACAGACUCUGGACCCCACAGAUCCUGCACUGCCACUGAUACUAGACUCCAUACGAGAAAUCCGAUUGGAUACCCUCGGUACAAUCAGCAUCAACAACCCCUCGGUCAUUCGGAGGUGGUUACACCGGCUCCGCCCAUUCCUGCCUUUUGUUACCCCUGACUUCCUGUCAUGUCUGAUCACGAGGGGUUUGAACUGCAACACCUUCCAGUCUCUGUAAGCAUCAACAUGAACAAGAAACCUUUUUUAAAACUUCUUGAUUUCAGAGUGUGUUCAGCGUAUCAUGUCGGGUUUCGUUUCUGACCUCAGGGUGCGGUUCUUGAGCGGUCUCCUGCCCCGCAUGUCACCGUCCACGCAGAUGUUUGUUUACAGGCACUUCAUUCGGGGAUACCUGAGCUUGAAUGACACAGCAGGUAGGUCCUCACAUCUUCUCUCUAGAAACAGAAAGUGUAAACCAGCAGAGAAGCUCAUGAUGUUGCAUGCCAGAGUUGGUUUUCUGUGCGUCUAUGCCUCCUGCAGCACAGAUGAGGUUGUUUGUUUGUGUCGUUCAGACCCAGGCUGCAGAUCCCAGAUCAACACCAGUGUCGAAUGGCUGGAGAGGAACUUAGGAGGCUUUGCCUUCCUUGCACCUUUGGGAGAAAUUGAGAUGCUCUAUCCGGGCUUCAGACCUGUACGUCAUAUUCCACUUUUCCAGCCGUUGAUGCUCCGGUUCAUUCUCUUGUUUUUGUAUUUCCAGUUUUCUUGAUUAUGAAUGUUUUUUUCUUACAUGCAGACGGAGGCUCUCUCCGCGCUGUCAGUCGAACAGCUGGCCACAGUGGCAGCCACUCCUGGAGUGCUCAACACUGCAGAGGACGUUGAGAUGGUGAUGCGUCACGUCCCAGACAGAUCCUUGGCCGCCUUUUUUGACGACUUCUCACCUGCUUUAACGGUGAGUGCUCGGAUCAGUUUCCCUUUAAGUUGGAUUUCCUUAAAAGGUGCCAGAAAAUCAAACAACGUUUGUGCCAGAGAUGGGUGACAAUAAACCUUUAAGAAAUUCUGAAAUUGAUACCACUAAACUUAUCCAUCUAUCCAUCUUCUAGAGGGGCAGCAGCCUAAACAGAGAAGCUUAGACUUUCCUCUCCCCAUCCACUUUUCCCAGCUCUUCUUUAGCCAAAACAUACAGGAUCAGCGUAUUUGGAGCGUGACAGCAGCGUAGUGCAGCGCUGGUCAGCUGGGCUCAGAAUAGAGAAAACAACACACUCACAACAGGUUGUUUUUCUGUGGUCUAUUUCCUGCGAAUUUGGAUAUAAUUCAGUGACUGUUGAGCCUCUACUGUAUGUGAAAAAGCUUUAAGUGAUUUUACAGUUUCGGUUUUUGCAGGUUUACUCGUGUUAAAUAAAGUAAAUUAUGUUUAUGUUUCACAUGGAUCAGGGAUUGACCAUCGCAUUGUUCUGUGUUACUGAUAAAUCAGGAAGUAUUUCUCACCUACACGAACUGCUACACAGUCGGGAGUUUGCAUAUGGUAUUUUAUUGUGAAAUUUACCGGAUGACAUGCACGGUUUUUGUGCUUGACAUCCUGUCUAGAACGAUCUUCUCUGUGUAGAUUGACACGAGUUGGAAGCGUAGAGCAACAAAAAUAGACUUUUGCGUAACUUUAGCAGAGCUGCGCUCGAUACGCUUCUGACACGGAGCUGAUCCGCGUCCUGUAUGCGAUGCUGCGUUAAUUAGAAUGAAAACCCAUGCUGACGUUACACGCUCAAUACAGACCCUGUAUGUUUCAGUCUUUAGGGGACCCUGAGGCGUCCCCAGGCCAGCCGAAGGACAUAGUCUCUCCGAUAGACCCCCAUUACUUUGUCUUGUUUUUAUGUGUAAGAAUAAAAUCAUAAUUUUUACUUCCCUGAAAAAUGUCCUGACAAAAGUUGAAACUGUAGAAACUUCAAAGACAAAUUAAGUCUGUCUCUCUCUCUCCGAUCAUUUCUCCUCUCUCCGCAGGAUCACGGCGAAUCUUUCCCCUUUACGGCGAGGUCAGCCAUGUUGCAAGUCGUGUUUGACCGUGCCAACCUCUCAGAGCCCUCAGUCAGCGAUAGAGCAGCAGGGGUUUGGCUCCACAACCGAAUGCGCCCCCUGGUGGUCAACAUGUCACACGACCACGUCCCACUGUUCUUCAGAAUACUGGUUGGGAGGAACUGCAGCAUUCAACACCUGGGGUCAGUUUGGAGAGAGACACAGGACUGACAGAGACUGAUCUCAUGUCUUCAGCUGCUUCUGAAUAUAAAUGUCAAGUAUCUUUACAUGUUUUUUUUUUUUCUUCAGAGUGGAGAUUCUGGACGCUGUCGUACCAACGCUGGGUGGCAUUACACGAGGAGAAAUCCACAACCACAUCGUUCAGUCUCUCAGAGGUAAAAACAAAGAGAUGUGGACGAUCAGAGUCCAAGCAUGACUACAACCGCCGCCCCUUUUUCUCAAGAGUCAGACAUGUUUCUGUGGGACCUAAGGUGGCUUCUAUCACAGGCCCAAAACAGCUGAUCCAAGAUGACUAUUCUGAGAUCUGAUAGGAUCCUGGAAGUCAUGGAAAAACCUGUUUUUUUUUUUACAGCAAUAGUAGAAAUAGAAAUGCUGCUGUAGAAAUUAAAGAUGGUGAAAUGAACAUAAACUGGAGUACUGGAUGCAUCACAAAGCUCGUCAGACACACACAGAGUUAAUGAGCGCCUGACGGUGGAAAAACACUAACAUUGGACAUCACCUUUCACACUGAUGCGAGUUGGGAUUAUCUAUAACUUGCUACCAGUUUUGUGGACAAAUCAGACUCCUGAAGCAUUAGACACUGAAGAUUGGAGAAAGAAAUCCAAUACAAUCCACUUUAUUGAUAUAUUACAUUUAGAUCAAACACCAUCGAUGUAAAAAAAAUCAAGAGGAAACAAAUGAAAGCAGGUUAAAAAACAUUUGAAAUGAAAUAAAAUGAAUGAAAUAAAAAACACAAAAAAAAAUAGAAGUGAUAAAAGGACAGAGAUCGCACAACUCUGACGCUGAACUAAAAGCCAAGGAAUAAAAAUGAGUUUCAAGACGUGAUUUAAAAGUAGAAAGAGUGGGGGCGUUUUAAUCUCGAGUGGCAAAUCUUCCACAAUUAGAGAGCUACAGGCGAGAAACCUCGAUCGCCACGGUGUUUUAAACGAGUUUCAAGGAUGAGUUGGAGCUGAUCAGCAGACCUCAAGGAACAUGGGGGGUAAUAAACCUUUAAGAGGUCAGAGAUGUGUAAACAAUAAAAGUUUAAAAUGAAGUCUAAAAUGAACGGGAAGCCAAUGGAGGGACGCCAGAAUUGGAGUGAUGGGAUCAUGUUUUCGUUUACCUGUUAAAAGACGAGCAGCAGCAUUUUGAACGAAAACACAAACACUAACUUAAGAGUCACUGAGCUUUAAAACUAACACCAGAACCUGUCCUGCCGUGGACUGUGGUGAUUGAGAAAGUCCUCGAUGUGUUCUUGGUACGUUGAAUAAGAGAUUCAAAGCAAAGGAUAAUCCAUGAGAUUAAUCCCACAGUUUCACCAACUGACUCUGAGUCCAAAAUCUCAUCACAAGUAUGAGAUUUCAGCGCCGGAUUCCUGACUCUUUUGGUGUUUGUUUAUGACAGGAGUAAAUUCACAACCUUAAGAUGCACAUCAGCUCUGAGGAAUCACCUUUAAAACCACAUCUAUGAGUUCAAAAGUUUGUUUCUAUUCUCCACAUCUCUCCAGGACCCGUACCUCUCGAGUGCUAUGGUGUCAACCUCAAUCGCAGCUUCUACAGUUUCCUUCAGUUCUCCUUCUUGAGAUUCCAGUUCCCCAAUGUGACCACCUUCCUGUCCCUCAUCCCUCCGGGCAGGACUAACCAGGUGUGCAUUCGGUUAUGACGGUUUUAGUUUUAUUGCUUAUUGGGUUUUGUAAGACUGGGAUUCACAGGAUUUUCUUCCUCUAGCUGGUGAACUCCAUUCCUCCAGCACAUCUUGGGGAGUAUCUCCGCCACACUGAUAUCGUAGACGACGAUGAAAUGCUCUGUAAGCUCUACAGCGAGUAUGCACGGAUACAGGACUUCCUGGAGACGGUACGUACCGUACCCAAAAACACAAACACGUGAAUGUGCGAACAUUUGUGAUCAUCAGGCAUCUUGAUCUUCCUCUCUACAUUCCCUGCAGGAGUUUCUGUCACUGUCGGUGCGAGAGCAAACACUGCCUUGCGUCUGGCCCACGGCGCUCAUGAGCACCAACAGAGAAGACGUGGAGCGCUGGUUCGAAAGAAGCCUCCACAAUUACACAACCUUACUCACAAGGAAUCUGGUCAGCCCGGCUUUCGUGCAUAACGCCUCCUGCCUCUCCUUCCAGAAAUUGUACGUAGAGAUGCCACAACAUUUCAACAUCACUUUUAUCCAGAUGUUUCGCCUUCGAAGGCGUGAUUUUGUUUUCCUUUUGUCCUUCAGCAUCGUGACUCUCGGAAGAUUCAACUACGCUGCUGCAGACUUUAAUGAGUCAGAUGUGUUUGCCACCAUUGGAGAUUACCUCGCCACAGGUGAAUCUUUAGAAUGACACCAACUUUAUCUUUACAUAUUUAUGGUGCAUUCUUGUUGGACUCAGAAGUCGGGAUUUCCGAGCUCUGAUUUGGAACUUUCAACUGAAACGACCCCUGAGGUCGGAUUUCCCACUCGGAAAGUCAGACAAUCAAAACAACCCCCAAGUUGACAUUUGAAGAUGGCGGCGCCGGUUGUAAACAAUUAGUAGAAGCUCCUUUUCAGACAACAGCUGAUGUUAUUGAUUUAAAUCAACAUAUAACUGACAAAACACAUGUAUGCAGUUGUUAAGAGCAAUCGCCCGUUAUUAACUGAUGACCGAUCAAACAGCGAUCAAUACUUUUUUUAAACAAUAAGGGCUACCUUCUGCACCUUUGUGUUUCCUCUUCAUCCACCGUGUUUGCAGGUUGCAGAAGGACGGCAUAUUUGGCCAGAAGUAGUUUGUAUUUGAGAAUAAUUUUCGUAGAUGUAGCCAUCUUGUUUCCGCUUCCGUUUUUGGCUGCUGGCUACUUUUUGUCCGACUUUGUAACUGAAACGCUGACAACGCAGGUGUGACAUCAUUCCCAGCUCCGACUUCCGAGGAAAAAUGGAACGCACUAUUACUUCUUUACCACUGAUUUUUCAUUGAGUUUUACCGAGAGAUGUAAGUGUUCAGUCUGCCAAAGGAUUAUGCAACCCGCAUAAAUAAAUCACUUGGGAGGACCCCUGGUUGAAACAAUACUAACAUAAUCGAUUCGGCGCCAGUGUCCAGUUGUUUCAGUUUGUCUGGAUUGUAGCAGUUCCCCAUGGAGUAUCCUUUUAAUUAGUUUCUCUUAUAUUCAUAUUUGUCAUUGUCCUCAGAUUCAUCUCCGAGGUGCUACGAGCCCAACAACCCAGACCUGAACUCCACCGCCUGGUUUGUGCAGUACAUCGGCCCUUUCAUGCCCCACCUGUCUGUGGAGACUCUGCAGACGUUUGGAUCUGAACAGGUACUGAGGGAGUCUAGACGAGAAGAGAUGGAGCUAAAAUCACAGACGGAUGGAUCUAAACUUUAAGACCACCUCCUCGUCCUCCUCUCUCCUGUCUGUAGGUUAUCCAGUCAUUCACAGUGAACCGUGAGAACAUCGCUCUCCUCCACCAGUACGACCUACCGCUCAGCUUCACCAACUACUACAUCGAGCUUCUUUAUUCGCAGGACGGCAACUUCAACCCUCUACUGUGAGUCUAUAAUGCCUGUUAUCGUUUUGUUUGAUAAAACAAUCUGUCCGUAUAUUUGGUGAUUUUGAAUUUCCCUGGUAAAAAGAAUAACUAACAGUUGUAUACUGACUCUUUGUCUCUCUGCAGGCUUCCUCCAAUGGGCUGGUGUGAAAUUCCUGGUCCAGCAUUCAGCCAACUGAACGAAGCAGAGAGUAAAACAGUCCUGGCCAACGUGACAGAUAUCUGCACAGAUCUAGACUCACAGGUAAGAAACUGUAAACAACAGAGUUAACCAUCGAGGUAUGACGUCGUUCCUUAUCAAAGAGGAUUGUUUUCCCUCAUCAGGAGGCGGACAGUGUCCACAGAAACCUGUCCGAUCAGAAAAAAUAUAUGCAUAACAUAUGCACUACAUCAUUUUCAGUGGUUUAGUUUUGAGAGAUGAUAGAAAAACAUUUUAUUUUCAAAGUGAAGUUUGGUGAAGUUGUUACUGGAUAAAAAAAUCGAAAAUCAAGUUUUCUGAAAAAAAAAUUAGGAUUUUAUUUUUGGCCAAAAUCGUGCAGCCCUACUCUGAGUGUUGACUUCUGAGAGCUGGUAUCUUAAGUAUAUAAAUAUAAUUAAUCUUAUUAACCCUUAACCAGUUUAUAUCUCAUAAAUAUUACAGAAAAAAAGAUGAAUUUUUCAGGGCGUAUCAUCAUCACCAAACAAGACAGCACAGGAGGGCAGCAGAGCGCUGUCAUGUGACUCCUUGUACUUGAUGAAAACAGUUUAAAGCAUAGAUUGGGAUUAAUCUACCUUUGUGAAAUUACACAAACCUGACUCCUUGAUAAGUUUAAUUUUAAGUAAGAUUUAUUUUCAUUUUUCUUCACGUUGUCUUAAAAAUACAGAGUUUAUAGAUUUCUGUGUCUCCUCUAGAUUUCUGCAGCUUUGGCGGAUAACUUUGGUGAUGACAUUGAUGCUUCCAUCAUCGAAGUCCUCGGCAACGAAAGCGCCAGCCUGUCAACGGCGCAGCUCCUGAAUAUAAAUCCCCAAGAAAUUGUGGACUCUCUCGGCACUCUGGCCUCAGUGAUGGACUGGAACGUAGGGCAGGCCCAGGCCAUUAUCUCCACUCUGAUGUCUUCACAGAUGAUGACGGUAGUUGUUCAGUCAGAGUAUGAUCAAUUUGUCCUCGAUUUUGUUUGUGUUUUCAGACUCAUUCAUGUCGUUUUCCCCUUUUUCACAUCCCGACAGAUCAACAGCUCCUCAUCCUUGCUUAUGCUGGGCUCUCUUGUCAUUGGGAUCUCCUCGACAACUCUGAGAGGCAUCAGCGGCCCUCAGCUCAUAGCUGCCGGUCAAAGUGCUUCAUUUCGGAGGAACUUUAUCACCGCCCCAAUAAUCACCCGGCGGACCUUUGUUACUCAGGUACGACAACUUGACUUCUUGAUCUGCAGUUUUCAUGUAAGAUGUUACUAAAACUCACAUUUCCCUGCCUACGUCUCCUCUCAGAUCAUUUCUGUAAAUGGCAACAACGAGGCGAUCAUCGAAAAUGUUGCAGAUGAACUGGCCACAGAAAUCCCCCGUAUACAUAUGAGAGGCUUCACCAGCAGCUCCAGCGUCCUCACAACGCUUAACAGGAAGUCAUGGAAAAAGCAGCAGGUAGGGGAGGGUAUGACGCUGAAAUACUUCUGCGCUGACACGUGUAUGAUAUCUCAAUAUUUACCUUUUUCUCCCAGUGCGAGUUGUUCUUCAACACGAUAGCUUCUGAAACAUCAACUGCAGAGUUUGGAGGUCCAAGCGGGUGAGUUUUAUAACGCUUAAGUCAAGAGAAAGUAGCCAAUCAGGAAAUACCCUGCAUGUGAGUUUCAACGCAUGGUGUUUCUCUGUGUGUGUGUUUGUGUAGUUUGUCGUCUUCAGUGCUCCAAGGCUUCACAUGUACAUCAGUAGCUGGCUUGAAAAAGUCGCAGAUUAGAAAGCUGAUCAAAGCCAGCCGCAGACGGGGGGCCAGGAGGGUCCGGCUGACAGAGACUCAGGUGAGUGUUUGUGUUUGAGCUCUUACAGUGAAGUUAGAUAAAGAUGUUCAGAUGUCGCUCACUUUGGAUUGAGCUGAGAAAAAACGGUGCCGGCAUAUGUACUUUUGGGGAUUUGGUCGUGUUGUUUUGUAAGAUAAGAUAUAAAUUUAAAAAAACCUACAGGGUCGAUCAAGUUUUGAGAGAGUGGGGAAUGACAUGCAGGUUAGAGGCCAAAGGGGGGGAAUUGAACUUAAACACGUGGAAGAACAAAUCACACAUGGAGAAAUUUCGAAGUGCUUCAUCAGGGUAUGAGGGCCAGGAUAUAGUCACAGUAAAGUCAUGAUAUUAUGAGAAUAUGAUUGUAAUAAAGUCUCAGUAUGGUCAUGAUAUCGUUACAAUACAGUCAUGAUAAAGUCUCAAUAAAGUCAUAAUUUUAUGAGAAUAUGAUUGUAGUAAAGUCACGAUAAAAUCUUGAUAACAUAAGAAUACAAUCAUGAUGAAGUCACAGUUAAGUUUUGCGCUCUUAUCUUAAUUUAUUGGUGGAUAGAUGACGUUGCAUCAUAACAGCAAACAAUGCAAAGGUUGAUCAACAGAAAAAAAAAAAGAUCAAAAAUGUCAGAUUUUGAACUCACCGUCUUUUCAGCAGCAAACCAACAGAAACCAGUUGUAGUCGUGUAACCAAGGACGUUUACAUCUUUUCUCACCAACAGCUAACCUGCAUGUACCGCCUUAUUGAACAAGAAGCAGAUGCCAGCGAUUUCAGCCUGUAUCCUCAUGAUAUGCUGCUGUACUAUGAGUGAGUUUUACUCAUGUCUAAACGAGGUUUAAAAGCCUUAAAUAAAAUCCACCUCUAAGCGGUGUGUUUUGACUUCUUCCUCUUUUUUCUCCACAGUUACUCUCUGGUGCCGACAAACAGCUGCAGGUCUUAUUUCCAGGAGCUGGCUGAGGCGAACUUCUACGUCUUCUCCUCUGCCCUCAGUUACCUACGGCCCCAGCUGUUUGAUAACUCGAGAAGCUGCCUUGUGAGUCCCCCAACAGCAGAUCUUUCUUUUCCUAAUCGAGACUGUAGACUCAAGAACCAGAUUCAUUGAGGUCCAGCUUUGGUGCUUUUCAAGCAAGUAAGGUGCUGACAUUGAAGCCAGAGACUGAUCAGUUCUUGGAGCAGACAUAUUGACACCCCAGUCCUGUCCCUUACCAAAGCAAAUAUUUACCAAUAGAUUCGGACCGGAGUCCCUGGACUCAGUGCAGGCUACAGUCUGUUUAUGUUGGUCACCUUUUGUCCUGUCGUUUCCCUGACUUAGCCCUAACCACUCAGGCUUCAUACCUAACCCUGACCCCCCGUUCAGGUCAGCUGACAUCUUUCUAGCCUGCAGUCCUGCCCUGAUCCUAACCAUCGGGGAUUCCCACCUAACCCCUAACCUAUGACUGAGGUCAGAAUAUGAUACAGAACCAGGGGAUUCUGCUAGCGACAGAGAGCUUACCGCAGCAGAACUUUUUUGAUGAAGGAAGAAUACAUGGAUAUGAAACAGGGCAAACUAACUAUAAUGAUCAUGUUUUAAUAAGAUUUAGUUCAUCUUUUUGGUGUUAAAUGUCCCAUCUGUUAACAUGGAGGAGCAGAACUUCCUCACCUGUACCGCAACCAGCUAGUCAGGGAGGCUUUAUAUUUUAUACUUUAACAUCUUUGAAAUCACUUCUUAAAACUCACUUUUUAGACUUGCUUUUACUUGAUGUAUGAUUUAUUUACGUAUUUAAUUUGUUGCCUGCUACCUCUUGUUUAACCUUGUUGUUAUUAUUUUAUAGUCCUGUUUUGAACAUUUUACCUUAUCUUAUUAAAUUAUCUAUGUUUUUAUCUAUCUUCCUCUUCUAUAUGUCUUCUAUCCAUCUUUUUCCUUUUCACCAUCCUGAAGUGAUGCCAUCAACCAACUACCAAUCUCUACCUUUUUUAACUGUGCUUUUUUAACUGUCAAUCUUCCUUUGUCUGUUUUUGCAUUUGUUGGCUUCUUCUGUUAAAGCACUUUGUAAACAUCUGUUUUUAAAGGUGCUAUAAAGAAAAAUAGUUAUUAUUAAGUUAUUAUUAUUAUUAUUAUUAUUAUUAUUAUUGAUGUUGUUGUUGUUAUUAUUAUUGUUAUUGUUUUAUUUUAAAUUUUUUUAUUUUUUUAUUUUUUAUGUUUGACAACUGUAUAUAUAUAUAUAUAUAUAUAUAUAUAUAUAUAUAUAUAUAUAUAUAUAUAUAUAUAUAUAUUCAUUUAUUUAUUUUAUUUUUUUUAGUAAGUUUUUACUAAGUUGCUACAUCAGGGUUAUAUGCAACUCUUAAAUCUCACAGCUGACUACAGAAAUGUCCCAGAUGGAAGUUCUUGUUUCGUCACAUUUAGAUAUUCAAGUCCUGUGUGGCCUCUUGUUUUAAAUGCAUUUAUCUCUUCUCUAUCCAAGGGCAUCACAAACACAAGCCUCACAGAGGAUAACGUAAGAGUGUUGGGCAACAUGUGCUGCGUUCUCGACGGUUCCUACAUCGAGAACUCUGAUCCGGCCAUCUUGGAAAAACUGCAAUCCUGCCCAGACCUCACUACAAGUCAAGGAGCUGCCAUCGAAACCAAUCUACGGAGUGGACGAACACAGUUUGGGUAUGUCAACAACAUCUAUUUUUCUCUAUGAAAAAAAUAAAAUAAAAAAUAUGAGUGGUGAGAGGUUAAAAUAUUGUUUUUUUUCAUUGUUUUUGACAACCAGAGCUCCAGAAAGAUGGGAUUUACAGACUCUGAAGGGCCUUGGCUUGCUGAACUUGUAUCUGCCUUCAAGCUUCUUUGGGAACUUUGACAGGGUAGGAAUCAAAUAUUGAAGAGUGUAAUAAAUUUAUUUGUUAAAAUGCCUAGAUCGCAUAAAAAUUGAAAGUAUUUUAGCCCUCCAGAAGUGAAGCCAAAAUAUGUGGUGUGUCAAACAUUAUAACAAACACGACAAAGGCCGAAUAAGGAAGUUGAAAUACAAAUAUAUAUUUUCUUAGCCGUCAGUUAGUUCCUAUUAUGCUGUUUUAUGUUCAAGUGUUAACUUUGGUCUAAAGUUAAGUUUUAAUCAGUUACCUGAUCUGGAAAAAAGAAGGUAUGAGGUCAUGAUUGACAACUCUGGCGACGAAUAGGGCUCCUGGGGCCGAUAGCACCUACAGGAUGUAGCUUCAGUCGGUUGGAUCUCUUAGUUCAGACUCUUUAAACCCCAAUAUUUGGCAUCUUAUGGAUGUUUUGGUUUGCAGAAGACAUGUGACUUAAAUCCUGUCUCACUCGCACAAUAUAUCAGCGCCUACUGUAGUUGGUUAAGAUUCUCAACUCUCAACAAAACCAGCUGAGGUUGGAUUGUGUCUUUUGUUUUAAUAAUCUUUGUUCUUUUUUUUUUUGUUCCUAUGAGCAGAGGACCAAACGGCAGUUCCUGAGGUUCUUCAGGCGAGUACUUCGAGAAAACAGAGUGGGCAGACAGAAGAGGAGGAGGUUUAGGAGGGCGAUAAGGAAAUCCAUCAGAUCGAAGCGCUCACCAGGUGAGUCACCCAUAGUCAUCUACUCGUCUCCUUUUCCUCUUUUUAUCCCUUGCGUCCUCUGUAAACUUUCUCUGUUUGUGUCUCAGAAAGCCACUGCUCUGUUGGAAAUAUCACCCAAGUGACCAUCAGCGAUGGCGCGUUCCCCUUCGAUUACGAUGAAACACAGUUCAACCUUUGCCUAAGCCCCGCCACUGUCAGAGACAACUUGGUUGCAAUCAGCGAGCAAGUUGACGAAGAAGAAUACCUCAGGGUUGUUCUGAACAAGCUGAACGAGGUAAAGGAGGGGAGGGAUUCUGGCUAAUGGAGGGACGAGCAGAAGGGGGGAGAAAAGUCACUGUCUUAGCACCAUACCAGACUGUAUAUACUAUGGACAACUUGGUUCCGCCUUCCAGCAGUAUAUGGAUUUGGAGCCGAAAAGCUCUCGGUAAUUCAGCGUUUCCUCUCCACGUCCUGAAACCAAUAUUGUGCAGUAGCGUUGUAAGCAUUCGGCGGGAGAGUCACUGUGAUGACGCUCGACUCAAACAGCGUAUUCCCCCGGGUGAGCUACGCAAUCUUCAUACGCCCAAAGGCUGUAUCAAGUGUCAAUCAUAGAAACAAAAGUCUUACAAUAACUACAUGUCAACAUCACAAGCAGGGGGGGAAAAAAUUAUAUUCUGUGUAAUAAAUUUCUAAAGUUUGUCCACAACUCCAUAGGGAUUGCUGGAAGAGGCGGGAUUUAUGACCUAUACUGCAGCCUGUCACCAGAGGGCGCUGUUCUCGGGGUGGCUUCACCCAGCAAGGAGGCAGACGGCGUCCAUUCUAUAUACAGUCUAUGCUUAGCACUUAUUAGCUGUAAUGUAACCAAAGCCCAUUAGUUAUAAAAGAUUGACUCCUCUCAUGCAGAACACAGAGAUGAGGAUAAAAACUAAAAAUGUCAUAAAAAGAAUCGAAGAGUAGGCCCCGAGUGGACACUUGAGGAACUGCAGUUUUCUUUGUAUGUUAGCAUUUUCUUAAUUUUUCAAUACUGUAUGUUGGAGUUUAUGCUUAAGUAUGGUGGCUAGCAAGGGCCCUUUGUCAAUAGAUAAAUGCUGCAAAUAACACUUAACGUGCAACAAAUUUUAAAGAUAAGCCUGAUUCAAAACCAGAGAUAACAGAGGAGGCCAAUGUGGUGAUAGAUGUUUUCAUCAGAGCGUACAAACAGGACAACAAAAAAUCUUCAUCAGGUUACAUCUGAAUAGUAUAAUUAUAUGUUAUUCAUUUCUUAUGCCUCCUACAUUUUCAGGCCUACGCUAACAGCUCUACAAUCCCAGAGAAUCAGGUUCAGCUCUUAGGUCUGGUGUCCCGUUUGGCUACUGUUGCAGACAUCAACAUGUGGACUGUCACUGAGAUCGACACCCUCGCCUCUUUAAUGGACACGUCAAACGGGGAGUGGAACGCUGACCAGGUGAGCAAUUCAGUAAAAGUAUAAGGUGUGAUGUCCGCGCAUGAUUCUGUUCGUCCUCUUAACUGAGGUUUUCUUUUCCCGUACAUACAGGCCGAGGCGAUCAUCACCAAGUAUCUGAGUCAUGACGGAAACACGCUGGGCAGUGCUGAACUCAACUCCAUCGGGGGACUAAACCUGUGCACGCUGAAUGUUGAUGUGCUGACGAGCAUAACAGUUCAAGCCCUCGGGUAAGACUUUAGGGGCCAGUUCAUCUGGAGGAUUGUUACGUUAAUAUAAUAAUAUUUGAGUCCAGCAAAUUAGUUCUCUAUACACUUUAAAGGUGGGGUAGGCAGGAAUCUGUUGAAGACUCAUCUUUUUUGUGGUGUAUAUACAAAAAAGCAUUUAAUAUCAGUCAAUAGCUAUUAGUUACUGAUUUACCCCCUUUCUAAAUGUAAACAAAGCCGUUCUCCGCCUCCCCCAACCUGAUUGGUUGUUAGGCAGACGCUGCUCCCUCGUGUUGUUCAUGAGCCCAAACAAAGUUAGCGUGCUACAAUAUCAGACAGUAGAAACCAACCAGAAAGUUCGGAAAAUUGUCUGUAUCCUCCUUUGGCCACGACUGCCAACACAAGUAAGAAAAAGUAAAUACCGGAGACUCUGGCGGAAUAACGGGCGCUUAAAAUGGAGGUAGACUGAACAAGAGCUAAAAAGCCGGGUCAACAUAAAACAAUAAGGGAUGCUUGGGGAUCUUGGUGACCCUGUAACCUUUCUGCUGGACAGGUAAACCGCUUUAACAAAGUAAGACAAGUGUCUGUAACAGAAGUGUUUCUUGUCAAACGGACCUGCUGUAGCGUGUUGUAGCGCCAUCGCUAAACUGUUGACCUCGGGUCCUGGACUAUGUCACUUUAUCCUAGUUGUAGAAGUCCUGCAAACAUUGUGUUUGCUGGUAGUCUGUUGGCAUCUACAGUAGCACCCAUGCUUUUUACUUUCACCUUGACUGGGCCCCAUUUGUAAUGAUCUGAAGUAUUUACCUGUAUUAUACGUAAUUUAAUUGGAACGAUACGAGCGAGCAGGAGCGUCGCGGGGCUUGCUGGAGCAGAGAGGGAGGGGAGAGGAGGAGCUGAGGGGAAAACUGGUUGGGAGGGGGAGUGUUUACAUUCAAGAUUUCUCCUAAAAACUGACACUUCCUCAGAUCCUGCCUACUCCACCUUUAAAGGAAUCUCUUCAAUCUUGGACUACUAGUGGUAGUGGACUUGAUAGUAGUCCCACCUCUUUAGUACCCCAAGUGGAGCUAGUUCAGGCAUGCAGGUUAAGUUGCAACAUAUUAUUUAGGUGCUGCCUUGAAAAUAAAUGAUCACACUCAUUUCAUCCUCAUUUUUUUCAUGUCCCCUACAGAGACGCAGACGCCCUGGAUAUAUCCAAUUGUACCUUGGAUAAAAAACAAGCCCUAUUUACGAUCGCUGAAGCAGCAUUUGCCACCCAAACCCGAACAACAACUAUCUCUCCUUCUUCCUAUCAACUAACACAGCCAUACACAGGCAAGGAAACAUUCACACACAAUUAUACAGCUUGUGAAAGAACUUGAUUUGUAAUACCUAAUCUAUACUUUGGCCUGUAGGGGGUGCUGAUCUAAGAUAUGUCCAGAACUUGGCAGCCUCAGAUAUCAACAUGGACCUGGAUACCUUCACUGGUUUGGAUGAGAAUGUAAUACAGGUCAGUAAUGCGCACACCUGCAUGUUCUGCAGUCAAUCUCAAAAAAGAGUUCUGAAAGAUUAUUAUCUUUUGUGUCUACAAUCACUGGCUGUUGCUACAUUUAGUUAAUUUAGUGUAUUGAUUCAGGGACAGUAAAACACUUGAAUGUUAAAAUACAGCAACUUUCUGUCAACUUUUGUCACGUUAUAGAGUCAGGAUCAGCAAAGAGACAACAUUUAACGCUUUGUCCACUCCAAGUUCCAUAAUUGUCGAAAAAGUUCAUUUUUUAAACGGAUGUGUAAAUCAAUUUAGAUGUAUAUAUGUCUUCUCUGCUCUCUCCAGGCACUAGACGUCACUGAGGUUAAGGGUCUUCUUGGAGACAACCUGCCAAAUUUGAAGACCUAUGAAAAUGAAACCGUGGUACAGAACUGGGUCCGAAGCCAGCUUCAAGAGGAUCUUGACACACUUAACAUUGGGUUAACAGGAGGCAGGGCUGGCUCCAACAGCUCUCUUACUACCGCAGGAACCACUGCGGCAGUAGGAACCACUGCAGCUUCAGGAACUACUGCGGCAGGAGGAAGCACUGCAGCUUCAGGAACCACUGCAGCUUCAGGAACCACUGCGGCAGGAGGAAGCACUGCGGCAGGAGGAAGCACUGCAGCUUCAGGAACCACUGCAGCUUCAGGAAGCACUGCGGCAGGAGGAAGCACUGCAGCUUCAGGAACCACUGCAGCUUCAGGAACCACUGCGGCAGGAGGAAGCACUGCAGCUUCAGGAACCACUGCAGCUUCAGGAAGCACUGCGGCAGGAGGAAGCACUGCAGCUUCAGGAACCACUGCGGCAGGAGGAAGCACUGCAGCUUCAGGAACCACUGCGGCAGGAGGAAGCACUGCAGCUUCAGGAACCACUGCAGCUUCAGGAAGCACUGCGGCAGGAGGAAGCACUGCAGCUUCAGGAAGCACUGCGGCAGGAGGAAGCACUGCAGCUUCAGGAAGCACUGCAGCAGGAGGAAGCACUGCAGCUUCAGGAACCACUGCAGCUUCAGGAACCACCGCAGCUGGAGGUAGCACUGCAGCUGGAGGAAGCACUGCAGCUUCAGGAACCACUGCAGCUGGAGCCACUACUGCAGCUUCAGGAACCACUGCAGCUGGAGCCACUACUGCAGCUGGAGCAACUACUGCCUCAAAUAAUCCCACAACUCUUGCUCCUUCAGCAACCACCAACUCCACUUCAGGUGAGUUGUGACGAGUUGAAAGCAACAAAAACAAUCAAUUAACUCCUUUGGUCAUAGCCACUACAGACUACCUCUGGUGCCUCUGAAUGGUUUUCUAAAAUGAGUUUCUGCUUGUUUUCUGUUUUCAGGUGGCAGCGGCUUCCACGCACGAGCAGAUGCUGGCUUCUCCUUGUUUGUCCUCCUCACGCUCCUUUUCACGUCUCAGCUCAUUUUUGCUUGAAGAAACAUAGAUUGUGAUGAUCAAAAUGUGUCCACCAGCAGAGCGAGAAGUGUCAGAGAGAUAAUAGCAAUGUGGAUGAUACAGACGGAUAAGGUUACCUCGAACC
Messenger RNA from Xyrichtys novacula (pearly razorfish), 52039 nucleotides. The record is from the annotation of a GenBank genome assembly. NCBI's taxonomy places the organism in Eukaryota, Metazoa, Chordata, Actinopteri, Labriformes, Labridae.